GUUUCAGGGAUAAGCUCGGAGUUGACAAAAGCGACCUGUAUCAGUAGAAACAUCUCGGGCGUAGUUUAUAAUUUCUUUUUUAAUUUUACAAGUUUUUUCCUAAGUGGAUCACACAGCGGGGAGGAUUACGAUUUCCAGCUGCUCAUAUAACCCCCGAGCUGAGCGGAGGAUUUGGUCUACCCGCGGACUUGGACCACCACCGCACGGUAGAGAGAGAGAGAGAGAGAGGGAGAGAGAGGAAAGUGGGACUUUAUUGUUCGAGGCUAGCAAGCUAGCUGUGCCAGACGGCUUGUUUUUGUGUGUAUAUCGGACUAUAUGGCUGGGACUUACGAGCCAAUAUACGGACUUUCUGAAGAUGAGGUAAGCUUUUUGAUAAACACCGCUAUGGUGAUGUGUUGGCAGUCAGGGAUAUGAAUCUCUCUCAGGGGUCCAGCUAGCUAAUGUUACAUUAGCCGAAGCUAACAAGCCCUCACCCACGGCCACAUACCAUAGUAGUGCUCAGCUGUCAAUCCCUGCACCACUGUCUGCCUGUCCUUUUGUUAUUCGCCUGAAAUGAAUAGAUAAACAAGUACCUUGAAACAAACCUGACAGCCGAUAUAGGCGUUAUGACAGAGCUACACAAUCUAAUUCAUUCUCACCCGAGAAACAGACGUGUUGUCCAGAUUUGUGCACACAUACAAGGAAUCUGACUCCACUUCAACAUGCUCUCCAUGUAAAGGCAUCAAAUAAUCAAUAUAAAGAUAUUAUUUACAAGCAAGUUUAAUUUAUUAAGCAGAUCGUGCAGUAGUGAGAGAUGAGGAUAAAACUCAAUAUAAUAUAAUAAUGUAACCGAUGGGAUUGGUUUGCAUGAUAGCUCUAUACUGUAUUCAGUGUAAGAUGGUGUGCAUGAAUUCGUCUAAACUAAUGCAUCAAAGAGUUGCUUUGAAGCCCAGAUGUGCAGAUGAUAGAUUGACAAAUUCCUGUAACAGAGGGGCUGUAUGAAAAGUUAAACUCCUGUGGGAGGCGUUCAGUUUAUAUGUUGAAUUAAUCUCUUUAUUUGUUUAGUUAUGUGCAUACAUAAAUAGUGUUUGUAGUUCAGAAACUGUCAUCCAUCUAGGGCUGGACGAUAAAACAAUAACUAUAUACAGGGUUUCCCCUACAUCCUAUUGAUCGUGGCGCACCGCCACGGCUAAAUAAAAGCUACCACACCUAAAAAAAAUAAGUUUUUAUCUCACAUAGUUCUACCUCGGACUCAUAUGUAUCAACAGUGUUUCCCCUACUUUCAUUCAGCAGCGGCGCACUGUGUGAGUAAAACAACACACAACGCUAUUUACGACUUGUUGUGAGUCAUCAAGGAGCGCAUCAAAUCCUAUCGGACACUCCUGUAUCAAUGUGAAAGGUAACGUUCAAGCUUAUACACAGUCUAUAUAGCAAGUAGCAUUAAUAGCAUUAGUAGCAUUAUUAUCAAUGCGGCACUAAUGAUUUCUACUCGCACUGUGUGAGCACAACAACACACGUUACUUUUGACUUGUUAUGAGUCAUCAACAAGCGCAUAAAAAUCCUGUCAGACCCUCUUCCACUAACGUGAAGGGUAACGUUUAAGCUUAUACACGGUCUAUAUUUUGCGAGUAUCGCAGGUAAAGUAAUGUGAAUGUAACAGCGUAGCUCCUGGAGCGGGAAACACUGUAUAUAAAUCGAAAAUUAAUUUCCCUCAAUAUCAAUAUAAAACAUGGUUAAUAUUCUUUUUGAUAGUCACCAUUUUGACAUGUUUUGGUCGACUAUACGAAUAGCCAAUGAAAAGGGGGGUUGCUCCAGGUCCGCUUCACGCUGAACCAAUCAUGUGCUGAAUUAAAACCAAGUCACAAACAACUGAGUAGUUGCAGGCUGCAGCUACACGCAACCAUAGCACUUUAACAGGUGAAGCUGACAGCAAUAAGCACUGUUAAAUUUCCUUUUUUAUAUUGUGAUAUAUAUAAAUAUCGACUGAUAUGAAAAAAAAUAUUGUGAUAAACUUUCUCCCGUACCACCCAGCCCUACAUCCAGCUUUAUGAUAUAGUCACAUGCACCACUGUUUACAACCUCUGCUUUAAGAAGUGUAAAAAACGGUGUGCUGUUCAUCACUUCAUCUGACACUUACCUUUCUGCUGCAGUGUAGUUCAUAACUAGACAGAGACUCCUCACAGGCUAACCACUGUGUCAGACUUAAAUACAUACUUCCUCUGGUUUAUUGUGAUUUGACCAUUAAGUCAUUUUUAUGACAUAAGCUGAUCCAUGUAACACACAUCUUCCCUCUUGAAAAGUAAUACCAUAAUGCUCAUGUGUCUGUCUACAUGGCCUGCACAGUAGUCACAAGUCAAACAUGAGGAGGACGCUGCUGAGGGACAAACACAAUAAUUUGCCAACCGAGCAGUUGUCAUAUUAGCCACCUACCUAUCUGGCAUUACUAAUGCUGUCUAAAAUAGGCAGGCUGGGUACUUUUCUAUGAUCCAUAUAAGAGACUAAAAAUAAAUCGGCAUUCAUUCAUUCAUGGCUCUCAGUGAAAAAUAGAGGUGCAACUCUGUGGAGUUUGCCAACUGCUUUCAUCAGUAGGCCACUGUGAUAACAAGAUGGAGGGAAGAUUUGCACACAAGUUUUGAUUUUAUGAAAGUUCACAAUGCAUAUGUUGAAUAUGAGAUACAAUGAACAUGGAAUUGACAUAUAGAUCUACUUGUAUCUCACGUCACAGUUUUUCAGCCAUGAGAAUAGACAGCGACGAAUGUUGUUUCAUAGUCUUUCUGAAUCUGUUUUCUUGACAUAACUCCUGUAUUUUCAUAGCUUUGUGAGGCGCCUGUCUAAUCUGUCAUUCAGUGUUAGAGGGGGUGUAUGCCUGUAACACAUUUCCACACACUGCAACACAAAAGACUUUGACAGGAAACGACUAGGAUUGGGUUAGCACUCACAGUAUUACAGCAGACAAGAAAUCACAAGCACGAGUAAAGGUUUACAUGGAGAACUGAGGGUCCACAUUCCAUGGGACACUCACUCCCUUAACUAUGAGGUAGAUCUCCUGUAACGCUACACCCUCUGAACAAAAAGCCUUGGCCUGAGGUAACAGCUGGAUUGGCCUGACCUCUGAACUCCCCCCAGAAUUCCCUCCUUUGCUGCAUACUCCAACAUUCGUUGAAUGCAAAGUUGUGAAUGAAUUUGCUUCCAGGCUCUACUUAAAUCUCAUAAUCUCUGCACAGAAACUGCAUUUUCUCAGUGGUAUUCGGACUCUUUUUCUAGUUGUACUAAAUCUGUAAACCAAGCACAGUAUAGUGGGAUUAAGCUUAACCUACAGUUUCUGGAGGUACUGAAGGAAUUAGAUGUAUGACAUCAUGUUGUAAGGGGAUUUGAAAGCAGCAGUACACUUGACCCUCUAUAAUAUUAUGUUAAAUUUGGUACUAUAACAUUAGUAUGAUACGUUAUUGUUAGAUAAAUACCACAGGUUUUAAAGUUGAAGGUUAAACUUGAAGCUCACAUGACAGCUAAAUCGGAAAGUUGCCAUUGGCAUGUUACCCUGUUGGCUGGUAGAUCUGCGGCGUGGCUAGUCCCUCAGCAGUAUGCCACCUAUUUACUGUACAUCUUUUGUCUUUCUUGGAAACACAAGUGUUAAUAGUAAGGUAAAUAAAGAAACGUAUGCAGUACCCUUGUGCAUCGUUUGUGUGAAGUAAAGCUGUGGUCUCUUUAUGCUCUCUGUAUGAUUUACCUCCAAAAAAUGUCAUACCUUAAGUUCUUGAAAAUGUGUAAUUCAAGAUAGAGUGUCUCAGAUCAAACCAAAUCUAUAGUCAUGUCAGGGUUAUUGCUUUCAAAAAGGCAGGCAAGUGUGGUUAGCUGCAUGACUGUCUGAAAUGGCUUGAUUGUAACAUUGUGAGAUCAUUUUGGCUCAAGUUUAAUGCAAUGUUUUGAUCCUUUGUCUCUUUCUUUUCUUCUGCAGCAUGAAACUAGAGUGUUGCGGGUUAAGGUCAUUGCGGGAAUUGAUUUGGCGAAGAAAGACAUCAUUGGAGCGAGGUGAGUAUCGAGGAAACGCCAGAGGAUACUCUUGACAUAAGAUUUUUUUUCACUUUUUAAUGCCACUUUUUAAUGUUGUCAUUGUUAGAUUGAUAUAAAGGCGAUAAAGGAUAUGAGGGAUGUGUCUGUGCUCACAUCAUUAAUGUGUUGUUGCUUGUACAACUGUUUUGUAAGAGACAAUAUUGAAACAAUGAGCUCAGUCUAUCAGUAAAGAGACUAGGGGGAUAUUUACACGAGAAAAACUAAACAUGAUGGCAGAGUACAUAACCUGUAGAUGUGUUUUUGCAUGUUGCAUGCUGCUUAAGGAUUCUUGGGAGCUGCUUUUCUCUGUUUUUUACACCUUGUGCAGCAGUGUUUUGAACUUUUACUCCUUCCUUUUGCUUACAGAGUCCUUGAACUGUCAGUGUUAAUUAAUGAUUACCCAUCCUGCUCUCCUGUAUUACCCAUAACCCACAUCUAUUCAGUUUUUCAAGAUAAAAGUGAAGUACCUUAUGAUAAUACAUACCCUUUCUUACAUAGCAGAAGACGCAGUUGUUAAGUCUUGAUAGUCUGAGCGUCUUGAUUAUUCAAGGGCCUUUCUCAAACACUGUCCGACUUCCCUUCCCGGGCAUAACGCUGUGAUGAAGUGCAGUCCACUUUUAGCGCAACUUUUAUGUGAUGUUGCAUAACACCCCUCUGAGAAUUUCUAUUUGAAGUCUGCGUUAAGUCCUUUUUUUUUGCAUGGCUAAGCACUGUAACUCCUGCCCUCUGAAUUUUAAUUACACACCUCUCACUGUACCUGCAGCACUAGAACACUGGGAUCAAUUAAUGAUACACCAGGUGGCCACCAAUCACUGCUGAAUCCUUUAUCAUUUUUGUUUGUGUGCCACACACAUGGAAAUUUCCACUCACACUGGGUUUCUCUCAGACCGGAUUAAACCACUAAUUCUGUCAGCUUACUUUACAGACACUACUACCUGUUUGAUUUUAUGAUUUUAGAUGAAAUAUUAGAAGUUUUAUCUUCAGGGUGUCAAAACUCACAUUUAAAACAGUUUAGGAUCAUUCUGCUGGACUUCAUGGGAAAUUUGCUUCCAGUGACAUCAGUAGUGAAGUGAAUAACAAGAGAGAAAGAGAGUGAACGUUAGUUGAGGCUACUCCAACACAGAGUUGAUACAAUAUUGUGUUAUCUCUCUCAUUCUCUUUCUCAUCUGCACUGUUCGAAUUAACAAAUCAGUUCCCACAUAAAAAAACAUGGAAAAAUACCAACAGAGAAUAAAAUUCAGUAUGGGAAAGACUGUGUCCACAGAGGUUCAUCAGACAAAUACAGAUCUUCCACUUGAAACUGUUUUAUUUCUUGAGCAUCUACAGACUCUUAUCAGCAAAGCACUGCAGAUUUUUGAAGUUGCCUCUAAAUAACUUAUUUAAAGUCAGCUCUAGUCAGCAGCAACUAGCGGUAGAUUAAUUAAUGCAUGCAUAGUGGCAUUGCAGGGCAACCCCCUUACUUGUUUUUGAGCAUCUUAAAAGAAAGAAUUUGUUUCCACAGUUACAACUAGUAUUUUAUGGCUGAUUUAUUAUAGUAUCAGAUAACUGCAGUCACUUUCUUAUUCCUUGGAACACAGGAAUAAGCCACAAUUCCUCGUAGAUUGUAUCUUUUUCUCAAAACUUGAUCUGAUUUGAAGUUUUGUUUUGAGAAUCAAAAUACCCACAUAUUCAGUAUCUGCUGUUCUGUGGCUCUGUUAACAACCUUAAAAGCCCUCUUGAAAGGAAAUUCUUCGAGGGCUGAAUGCUCAUUGAAGACUUGGCUGAACUCUUUGGCCUCGAUCGUUGGAAAUAUAAUGCAAAUGCAUGCUGCAGUAUGGCAGGAAUGUCAUUUCAAGAAAUACACAGACCAGUCUGCCUUUAAAAAUAAUAUAGACUGGCUUUAUCUGUAACAUCAGUAACACAAGGUCCAAUGAAUAUAUGAGAAAAUUUACUAUUUAGAGCAACUUUUUAGAUCAAAAUUACAAUUAACAUAGGUAAUUCUUGCGAGUUAUGGAGAAAAGAUUUCUAAACUGCAACUUUUUAGUUUGGUGUUAUCUGUCUGGAUUCACCAAAUGACGCAUGUCAGCCUCAUCUACAUGUAAACACUGCUCAUACUGUUGCUUAUAGUCACACUUUGUAUCUGAGCGAUGAGAAAGCCGACAUUGUCAGUGAAAGUGCCUGGCAUGUUUAGCGCUGUGUGAAUGGUACUCUCAUGCCAGAGUGCAUGUUUUAGCAUCCUGAUGUCCUGCUGGCAGGUCGGCUCAGCCCCGGCUAGGGAGAAAUCUGAACUGUAAUGAAGAAACGCUGAAUGAGGCCUGGAUGUGUGGCGAGCUACCACAGGAGGAGACAGUGCUGACUUGGCAGUCUGUCACCUCAUAAGAUGCUCAAACAGAGCUGGCUUGUUCCUCUCUUGUUUUUGCUCCAAACCAGUUCCUGUUGCUGCUGUAUUCAGUCGAACAGCUACUUUGUUCAAUUGUUUUCUGCUGUUAUUCUGGAUUACAUAAAUUACCCCUAGGUUAUGUUUUUGUUUUUCCUGUGAGGUGUAGACAGAAACUCGAGGAACAACAGCCCUAACCGAGCUGCCAUUUCUCACCAGCAGCACACGCUAGCUUUCAUCUGCCAUCAGCCAGCGCUGACCUGAAGUAGCCAUCUCCCUCGGCAGGAUCCUUGUUGAUAGAAGGAAGGAGACAAGAAGGAGUCUCAGAGCAGUCACGAUACAGUAGACCCAUUGUUUUUGUUUGGUCACACAGCACAUCACAGAAGCGCACAAACACACAAUUAGAAACUGUGGGGUUCCCGGAGACCUUAAUUAGCAAUCAGGCGGCUGCAGUUUUGUGCUUAGGGUUCGUCUGCAGCUCAUUUUUAAGAUAUUUCCUUCUCCUCUUGGCUUUUCUCCUCUGCUCAACUGCUUCCCGUAAAAUCAAUGUGAGGCUGAGCUCCAGCUGGCUGGCUGAAUCUAAUUUUGGCCAUAUCCGAACUGAAAUUAGAUUGCUCUCUCGUAUCGUUUCUGGAUGGUAAAAAAAAAAAAAAGAUCCCAUGGAAACUCGUUAUGGCAAAUCAGAUUUAAAACACAUUCAUAGAUGGUUUAAAAUGUGAAUCAAAUUGGAAUUUUAACCUGGUGUGAUGUGGCUAGCCGCUGCAAUCAAAUGUCCCAGUCGCCACACAGGAAAUGCAACACAUGAAACCGACGUCUCACCCAGAGUCUGCAGGAAAAGACCGGUUUUGACUCUGUUGUUGUCAUAGGGGCAGGUUGAGAGCUCUCUAACCAGUGCUUCUCUCAUUCUUACUUCCACAUGAGAGGAAUGCACCAUCUGUUAGCUUAGAUGUGUGUGUAGAUUGAUUGGAGUUAUUUCAGGUCACACACUAGCUUUAUGGGGAAAAGUGACUUGUCUUACCUUAGAUAUUUGAUUACUUUACAGACAGAAAAUUGAUGAAUAACUACUGUUUUUUUCAAGCAAAGAUGCUCUGCAUUUUAUCCUGAGAUUAAAAAAUGGUUGUUUUGAGGGUGAAAAUCUGGGGCCUCGACAUUUAAAAAAAUGUUUUCAGUGUGCAUCAUCAACAAAAGUUACAUAAAGGCAGAUAAAAAAAAAAUUCUCUCAAGUGUUUUGGGCAGAUUGAUUAAAAUAUGAAUCGAUAGAUUAUUGGCAAAAGAAUAUCGCUUGUUGACACCUGACCCCGUGUAAGGUCAUCACUCUGGAGUCUGGAUUUGGAUAUCCUGGUUGCAUAUGAAAAUGCAGUAGAUCUACCGUGAAAAUCACACAUGGUGUUCAACAUGAUGCAGAGGGUCAGAUCAGAGCUCUCAUGUUUGGAGUUUCCCAUCCACUCAUCUCCACUGAAGUACUUGAGCGCACAGUCUGUCCUCAGCACUCAUCCCUCUUCAUUUAUCCAUUCAGAUCCGUCCCUGCGGUGAACGUCCGUUCUUCUGUUUCAAGUACUGUGCAGAAUUAUGUUCAAGGACCCUUCGUCCAAUAUGCAGGAAGAGCAGCUACUCUGGACGUCACUUUUUAGAUCAAUAUCAACACAAUACAGACAUUAGGCAAACAUGACAUUUGGGGAAGAUACUUUUUGAAUUGAUCAAUAGUUGACAUGCUCUUCUUUAAACUGAAGAGACUAGCUGUAAGCUUGUAUAUUAAAGUGACCAUGAUAUCUACAAAUUAACAGCUGUAGUUGCAUGAAAGUGAACUUGUGUAUAUCCUCCCUGUUAAUCAAUACUGGUUUUAUGCAUAUGGCGAUAUAUGUAUUUGAAACAAUCACAGUUAGUGUCAACAAUAUGUUACUAUUAUCACAUACGUUGAAUUUAACCCUGUAUCAUCAUACAUAUUGUCUAAAGUCGUUUUCUUGCUUCUACCUUCUUAAGUGUGAUUGUGUAAACUAAAAAAUGCUGUCAGAGAUCGCAGACCAAGAUUUCAGUGUUUAAAUUCAACUUGUUUUCAACCAGCCGAAAUCCCAUCAUCACAAAGACAUAAUUUCUGUGUAUUUUAUUAUUUAAAUUAUAAAUAUAGUAAUUUGUGGGGCUGUUUAAUAUCAACAAGAAGGUUUCAGAAACAUGGAGAGAGACCAGCUUUCAAGUUUUUACCUGAAUGAAGUAAAAUAUGAGUAUGCAUGUGCUGGUGGCAAGAACAUCUCCUUUGCUCAGACUGUGACGUAGACACUGACUUAGUGGAGUGAUACCUGACAGGACAGCUGUAUUUCUGACAGGGGAGAAAGGCAAACUUCCAUGCAGGCAGUUGCAGGCCUGAAUCUCAUAAUUAUUUGUACAUUUUCAUCUGAGUGUGAAGCACCAAAAUACAACCAGUUCAACUACAAUGCAUUCAAGACACAACUUGUGAAAAUUGCUGUUGAUGUGUGUAAAUGUAUGAAGAUUUUACUGAAAUACUGUUCAAAAUCUGUGCACUGAGACGGUCUUCAGAGAAGUUUCUCCUUUUUAAAGAGGAUAUAACCUGAAACUGUACCUGGUCCUGUCUGUUGGGACUGAGUUCAGUAGAGUAAUUGGUCUGUCUGGCGAAUAGCACAGCUCUGCCUCUUUAUCCAGAACCCGCUGGGGAUUUCUACCCAGUCAGCACCUUCAAAUAAAGCAAUUGGCUGUUUUUAAAUAGCGCAGUCACCCUGCUUACUAUUUGCACUGGUCUCAGGAAAAUGUUUUGCAGUCUCUAUUUUUAGCACUCUGCUUUGUCAAUAAGACAUUAUAGCCUCAUCUCAUAAUACCCAAAUGUAAGCAGUUUUUUCCCCUGUGAGGUUGUUUGUGGAAGGCUCGGGUUACAGGUAUGGAAAUAAGCAGUUUAGUCAAGUAUUAUGGUCACCUGCACGGUGUAAACAGUCAAUAAGAUGUUACAGGAUGGGGAUCCUUAAUUAUCCUUAAGAUCAUAAAUGCGCCCAGAACUCGGGGUUGAUACUUGAUGCUUGUCCAGAGUUGUAAUUUUCAAAGAUGUUCUUUCUUAUUCCAGUCAUAGUUUCUGUCUCUCUGCUCGAGAAAAGAGUAGAUUAUUGUUCGCUACUAUUAAAUAAAGAUUAUUUUUGAAAUGUUUUUGUUCUAUCUGCAAUAUCAUUUGCAUACUUUUGAAAUAUUGUUUCCAAAACAUUCAUUAAAAGCCAAUAGAGCCGUUAGAAAAUUAACAUACGUUGUUGCACAACAGGAACUGUGAAAAGCUUGUGAUUGUCUUUUUAAUUGAGUUAUUUUUCUUUCUGCAGCGAUCCCUAUGUCAAACUCUCCCUCUAUGUCGCGGAUGAAAACAGAGAGCUUGCCUUAGUCCAAACAAAAACUAUUAAAAAGGUAGGUCGCAAGGUAAGACAUGACUUUGUUGCAUGAAUCUUAAGUGUUUUGUCUUUAUACUGUCUUUGUAGCGUCAGACCUCAUAGGGUCAGUGUUUUCUACGAUAGGGGACAAGCCAAUCCUGCCACUCCUGCACUGCACUUCUACUACAAAGCCUUUUAGAUGUGGUUUUGUUCACUUCCCUCUAAUCACACAUGUUUGAGAUCACCAAAAUCUACCCAACAAUGCCACCCCCCAACAACAACAGCUCAUUUCCUUCAAAUCAAGGUAAUAGCGCAAUCUUGGAGACUAGAGGAAGUCACCAGAAGGCAGUACUUCCUUCCUUUCCUUAGGAGUGAGGAGGGAUACAGCGGACGAGCUCUUUUCCCCCCAGUGGCCUAUUUUAGGGAGCAAGUUUGUUCACAGCAGGGGGAGCUAUUACUUGCUAUAAUAGUCGACUCCAUCCAGAGGAUAUCUUAAUAUGAAAGUGGGCUGUGAUUCUGAUACUAACAUUUAUAUUCACUUCUAACAUUGUGGCUAAAUGACUCAAAAUGAAGCUUAAUUCAUCCAUCCAUCCAUUUUCUACCGCUUAUGUUAAUUAACGGCUCCACUGCUGAGAGUUUCACACACAGCUCGUAAUCUGCAAGCAGCUCCACAUUUCUCUGCAACUUUCACCUUCCGUGUCGGUUAAGGUUGGCUACUUGUAGCUGUCAGCCGGCUCUCUGUCGGAGUCAGGCAGCUCAGGCCUCCACGCAGGCAGACAUAUGCUGCCAGUGGCUAUGGCUGCCUUAUUGGAUAUAAAUAGCUGACAAUGCACCGCUCUGUGGAGGAGCAGAGAAAGAAGCAGCUCUGCUCAGCUCUUCUAUGGGCUCUAUGUGUCUUUAAGUGGGACACCUUUGAAGGCGUCUUUGUUGCGAAUGCUAAGAGACGAGCUUUAGGCAAUAUGGCAUGAAAAAAAGACGGCAAAUAUGACUGGGACUCGCGUCACUUAACUUGAAAGUACUCUGGGACUUCCUAUACUGAACCUGCUGUCUGUACUUCUCUGUGUUUUUCCACUAUCUGAUCAAGGAGGGUUGGAUAUAUUUUUGGUAUAAAUUGGCUUUUUGUCAAAGGGCAGCAGGUUCAUUUUUAAUUCUGGUCUGUCAGCAGUUGUUUUAACAGAGGUGUUAAUUUAUCACCAUCGUAAAAUGUUGAAAAGUGUUUAUUAAUCAGAGUGACCUGUGAAUUUAAAGCUUUCAUUGACAUUCUGGUGUUUAACUCAUUUCAGUCACUGAAGGAAUUUUAAUGAGAUGUGUCACAUAGCUCUCAGUCCAAUAAAAUAUCAAAUGUGCGAGACAGGAGCAGAGAGCCUGUGUGUAUCAACAUCGUAGGCUGAUCCAUGAAGAAAGUGGGAUCAAAUCCUCACAAUGGCGUUCAUCUCAGGAUGAACGCCAAUCACUGGGACAUGUUGUUUGCCAUAAACUUCCUUUUACAACAUAAGGGGAUUGUUCUGACGCACAUGUUCGUGCUGAAUUUUUCACCUGGGCCCAGUCUGAGUUUGAUAGGGUUCAUAACUCAUGUGUUGUCUCCUGUGUGACUCAAUGACAGUGCUGUCUGUGCGUUAGUGAAUUUAACUCUUAACAUGCUUUUGCUUUUUAUUCCAGACCCUCAAUCCCAAAUGGAACGAGGAAUUUUACUUCAGAGUGAGUACAGAUUUGGAUCCUUUUCUGCAAACUACAGUGUGUCAGAUUCCCCUUCUUCCCAGUAUCCACCAUCAUGAUGGCCGCUCAUCGCAGCGGUCUACUCCAGAGUGUUGUUACAACAGUUGCUCAUCUUUGGUUGUAGAUUAACUGGGAAUUUCACCUCUUGCAGCACUCGUCACAACACUAGUCACAUGAGGUUAUUCCUCCAUGUUUAUUUAUGUAAAGGGUAAUAUACAGCCAGCAGGUCAUCAUUGGAGAAACAAAGCUUGAUUGGUUGAUGUGGAAGGGUCUUGUCCCACCAUGAAGGGGGUUAUUUACAUAAUUCUUUCUCUUUCUCGAUUUAAAAUUGACUUUUUUUUAACCCCUGUUAAAUUAUUCCAUUUGUUGUAACUGUGUCUACCUACUGUUGUCUGUUACCUUCCCAGAGCUUGCCCACUCCUCUGUUAUCUUACAUCAAAUCAAACAUUUCUAUUGUUGAAUUUGACUAGAUAAAUGAUACAGAGCCUUGUUUAGGAAAUUUAGCCUUUUUAUAGUCAAAGUCUGUUGACACCUUCUCAUGAUAAACUCAUCUUUUCACACAGACAUAGCCCACACUGGAUUCUUUAAACUGUCUAGCUUACUACAAAGCUCAUUUUUCAAGUAGUUUCCUUUUUUUAGAAAUUUAUGAUCACUCUUACUUUAUUCUCCUUCUAUUUUCCAAGGGUCACCUCACUUAAUACACGACGUUUAAUCAAACAGCUUCUUUCUUCUGAUUGCUAAAAUUAGCAUUAGAAAUGAACUAAUAAAUCGACCAACUGAUUAAUUAGGAAGAUUAAUUUCAUAAUCUGCAUCAUAUCAGUACUGGCUCUCAUAAGACUAGUAUAAUUAUCUUUCCUAAUUAAAAAUCACAUUUUUCAUAUCACCUGAAUAUCGUACUGAGCCAAACAUUAUUCCAUCUACAUUUAGCUCUCUGAAGUCCAUUUUUAUUUUUUAUUAAAUUGUUAUAUUUUUGUUAAAUGCUAAAGAAAUCUGUUCACACAUAGUCGAUACCGGCCACUUUAAAAGGCUGGAUCUGCUCUGGGCCUGUCAUAUACAGUAGCAGCGGUCUGCUAUAAAGAAAUAACAGACCCUGAAAUAUCAUAAACGAUCAAUGGGAAUAAAAAUUCAGUAAUGCUGCUGAAAAAUCUAAAUUCAGGCUUGUGCAAUGAUGAAGCACUUAUAACCUUUUAGCCCCUGUAGUUGAAAAUAGUUACUGAGUAUUCGUAUGUGCGUGUAUAUGCGUUGGCUUUCAGAAUCAGUGGAUGACUAUCUCUCCUCUUCUUUCGCUGCCUACACAGGUGUGUCCACAGAAUCACAGACUACUCUUUGAGGUGUUUGAUGAAAACAGAUUGGUAAGCGUCACCUUUUAUUACCUCCUACGUUCUAAUCUCUCUGUCUCUAUAUCACACAUUUUUUAAAACACUCUGUCAUGUUUUGACAGCUUUUUCCAGCAGCUGAUUAAUCAAGUUCCACUUACAGCAAUUUUUUUCCAUUUUUCAAAUCCAGUUUGAUGAUUUUAUUGCUCCUGUAAAAUCUUUCGACAAUGUCAUGUCUUGAUGAAAUGCCACUUGAUUUACUUUGGCGUUGGCAGGCUUUUCAGCAACUCUUAAACUUAUGAUUCAAUCCAAAUAGCCGAUACAAUUUAGAUGUUCAACCAAUCUUUUUACUGCUGUAGAUGUGCUUUCAUUUAUGUAAUUGACGUAAUCUGCACCCUUUGUUUCCCCACAAUAAUCAGCUUGUAUAUUUGCUGGCACACUCACAGAACUGCUUUCACAGGAUUUCAUCUUAAAGGCCCACUCAAAGUAAAUCAAGCAAAGCAAAUCCAUUGCAUUUCAUGGAAAUCUGAACAGAGCCAGAGUGCAGACUGCUCGUUUUUGUUCUCUGCUUUAAGGCUUUCGUCCACCAGCGACCACUACAUUCCUUCUAAGUCAAAUUUCUCAGAUUUCCCCCACAGACGAGAACACUGGCUUCCUUGACUUGUGAAACCAAGCCUGUUGUCGGCCCUCAGUUGCCAUGACAACUGGAUUAAGUAUCUGCACAGAGUCAAAAGUUGCAGCAAUUAAAAGCAGCAUUAGUAGGUUUGGUAAUAAAUUCACUAACUGGUGCUUUUGGAUGAAACCUCCACCUCGACCCAUCUUCAGAGGAGAAGAAGUGCUUGUUGACAUUAUGGAGACUUUGUUCUGUGGAAGAAGUGAAAGCUUUUAGAAACUGGAGUGAUAUUUAUUUCUAAUGGCUUAUCUGUAACUCUUGGGUCUCCAUGCAGAGUUAGAUGUUUGAUAAAACAAACAGCCGAUGCAGGCCAACAUAGUGUGAGUGUUGUUGGCUGGACAGGGAACACUCUGUCUGGGCCGCACAGCUUCAUGGCUCCUGCUUUUUUGUGCAAGAAAAACCAUCGUGGGAGGUUGAAGAUGUGGGGCUUGUGGGAUGUUUUUCUGCACUGUAUGUUAUGUAGUUUUAUUGGUGACUUUAUUACUGCAGAUGAUAAGAUAAGAUGUUUUCUGCACUGAUUAAACAAGCACAUACAUGGACCUGUUGUGUGCAUGCUUUUCAGGGAGGGAAUCACUGGCACUCAGCCAGCUAAAUAAAGGGCAGCCGUAAUUUUUCCCCUGCAGUACAGGGUGAGCUCUCCAUCGUGGUAUAGAAGAGGAUGACACAAGACAGCCUCAAGCCUGCUCGUGUCCUUAUAUGUCUGAGGAGGUGCUUUUCUGUUUGUGUCUAGGUGCAUGCCAAAGCAGCUCCUCCAUUGCUGGCCAGUAUUUCUCUGAAGGGGCUUCUUGUUCUCUUGAAUCCAUUCAACAACCGUCUAUUUCUCUGAAAAUGUGACCAGGCUUGUGCUGUAGCAUGAAUAGAACAUUGCUGUUUUUGUGAAGGAUAAUGUAUAGUAAGCAGGCGGUGAUGCUUAACGCAGAAAUGGAAACCAGUGUUUUCCUACAAUGUUUACAGAUUUAGAAAGGUAACAGGCAGAGGUGAAAUAAGCUGGUCUCCUUUCUGCAGAUGUGUGAAAUAGACUCAGUUACACCCGAUUUCAGCUGCUGUAGGUUUUUAUACUAUAUCUAUAUAUGUAUCUUUCAGUGAAUGUAGAAUGUAAAGAAAGCGGUUGAAUAGGCCGACAACACAGUGUAGUGGUUUGUUUGAAGCGUGCUUCUUAUGUCAUUUUGCAAGCUGGGCUUCCUGCCACAGGACCACACAUUGGCAUUUUGUGUCUUUUAUCCAGAACAUUCUCCAUAACAUUUCACACACACAUUUAUCGACUGUGCCUAACACUGUAGGCAGUGUGUUAUCCCUGAGUUUAAUAGCCUGCCAAGAAACGGCUUCUUCAUGAUCCACAGUCUUUUUUUUUUUUUUCCCCUUCUGGAUGUUUCUGUGCCUCCGGUCAAUACCGCCUGUCUCCUCGAUGCCCUCUCGUCUUCAGUGGAGAACUUUCAAAUCUGUUUUUGUUCUCUCCUUUUCUUUCGUCUCUAUUGUGGUGCACCAUCAGUGGCUUGGCUGUCAGCCUGCUUUUUGGCACAGAUAAGGUGACUCAGUGCGGGCAGAACCAUAGGUCAAAUCAGUCAUGGCUGUUGAGACAAAUUUUGGAUGAUACCGCUCUGAAAGUUCAGAUUGUUAGACAGGCUUUGACAGUUUGAUAGCACUGAUGCAGACACUCAGCCUCCUUGAAUCUCCAUUUUAACAUGCUGAUGAUCAGUGACUCAGUACACUGUCUUGUACCCUCAUGCACCUUUGGCUGAAACUGUCUCCAAAUAUUGCAUUAUAAGUGCACUGAAAACAUCAUAUGUUUGGCUACAUUCAGCCUGGAAGACUGAAAUCACGGCUGAGUCGUGUCUUUGGACGCAAACAGAGUGGCCUAUAAAACCACUAGACAGAUAAGUGUUUGGCUGGCUGUUGGAGACAGUGUAGUCUAUUCCAUCUCAAAAAAAAAAAAGACUUGGAUAUAUUCCCCCAGAGAGGGCCAUGCUCUUCGCCUUAUCAAAGCUGCAAUCUGUCAGAUAUCCUGCUCUUCACUCUGCUGCUGCCUUUUCAUUUUUUUUCAUGGUCCAUUUUUAGAAACAACUUCCUCGUUCUGCUUUUUAUGUCUUCAAGCUGCAACGAGAAACAGUGAGGGCUCAAUUUAUCCUCCAGAUUUGUUGGUGAAUUGCAUAUUUACAGCCUGUCACUCCUGACUUCAUGUUGUGACAACUGUUGUAUCUGUUGAAAAAGACUGUGGAUUUUAUGUUGUGUGUUUGUGUACACCAGAUUUGAUGCGGUUUCUUUAUAAAUUCUCCUCCUGUCUGUCUUCUGUCCUAUCCUGGGGGGACAUGGCCAGUUUCUCGACAACCACAGAAGUGUUUGUUGAUGUUUGUUUGUUAGAGUGGUUGGAAUUCUCUUUACACCCAGAAAACAAUGAAACAGAUGCUUUCAAACCAAAGGAACCUACUUGUAGGCCUCCCUGUACACUCAUUCUGCGUGAGAAUAGUCUACAAACAGUCAAACAAUAGCUGGUAAUCUAAUUAUACAAGAAUAGAAGUCAAAGGUAGUUUUAUACGGUACUUGUUUGUGAGGAGCAGCUUUUGCAUUUGUAUUUUUGUAUAAACUGCUGGUUCUACAAGGCAGGGCUGUCACUAUAAAAUCAAACAUGAUCUGCUCGUGUAUGGGAAUAUUUUGAACCUCCUCUUCCUGCCCCUGCUACCCAAAAACUUCUAAUUUUACUUGCCAGAAACCCGCGUUUAUCAGCUUGAUCAGGACUGGGCGCAGUUCUUUUUUUAUUGGGUGAAGUUCUGCUGACUCUGCGCUGAUCGACCGUGGUUCCUCCUCUGCUGGCUCACAGAUGAGCCCGACCAUUUGUUGUUGUUGAUGUUUAAGACAGCUGCUUUGCACAGAGUCGACAUACAGCCCUAUGUUCGUCUUUUAUUUUGUCAUCCAUGGAUGAGAACCCAAAGUACUUGGAAAAGGUCCACCUUACAUCCUCCAUAUUUGUAGAAAAAUUGCACCGUAUGAUGUCAAGAGUGCAUAUAAUGGUCAGGUGAUAGUGAGAGCACCUUAUGCUAGACCAACUGUCUCAUUACAGUUCAGGGCAUGACCUUUUCACCUCAAGAUUUGAAGAUUUGAAAUUUGAGUGACAGCCCCAUGAUAACGAUGCCUGCUGCAACUUAAGAACCCAAGUGAAAAGGCUAAAGGUCGUAUUUUCAUGUGGUUUUCAAGACAUAAGCAAAAGUCCUCUGGUGAGAAUAUUCAAUGCGUUUACCAAAGCUGUUCUCUGAUGCUCUCAUAACAAAGUAGAAGGUUGAGCAAGUCGUGGGUGAUGGUUGAACACUGCUAAUCUUUGAGGGCAUAAAUUAGAGGCGUGGAGGGUUUGGAAUGGCUCGGUCUUAGAUCACAUGAAAGAGUUGGGAAGAGUUAAGUAGUGGUGAGUAGUUUGUGUUUGGGGGGCCAGCUGGCACUUGAGGGCAGCAUGGGGUUGUAACAGGAGGUGCUGUUGCCAUUUGUAGUCACAUGACUGACAAGCCACCCACUGUCACCUCGGAAACCAGGAGCGCCAGCAGCUCUUAUCCUAUCAUGUCAGGAAUGCUGGCCGUCACUGGGCCCGGGCUAUUUCUGCUGUCUGUCGCUAGUGCUAAGAGUCUGGCAUACAUGGAUCUUUCUCUCUCUUUUUUUAUUCUUCCCUUCUUUACCCUUCCUCUCUUAAUCCUCCUCUGUGAGUGAGUCGCUCGAAGCUGUCAGCUCUUCUGCAGCGGCAGAAAAGUUUUUGUGGCGUGACUUCUUUCCUCCACACUGAGGGAAGGAAAGUUGUGGACCAGACUGGAAGAGGGUGGGAGGGGGAAAGUGGAAGAAAAAAAAGGGGGGGAUCAGUCAUCCAGCCAGCCAGAAGAGAGAAGUGGGCGACACUAAGAGAGUUGAGACUGGAGCCAGAGGAGAGAACCAAACAGACAGUCAGAGAGAAAGUGAGAGGGAACGGGAGCUGUAGGACGUGAGUUGAAAAUGGCACAGCGUCUGCGUUUGUACUUUGGCUCAGGCCGGAGUAACACAGCCCCGGAGAUACUGGAAGGAGACUCUGAGGAGCAACAGGCAGACAAUAACGUGGUCACAGCACUCUCCACGCUUCCACCUUCGGAGUCGAGGCCUUCUGAUGAGCCAGCCGCGCAGCAAGUCCAACAAAACCAGUUCAGUUUGCGAUCAGAGCCUUCGCUUAAACGCAGCUCCUCGAUGUUUAUACCCCAGCUUGCCGCCUACGCCGAGCCACGGCCAACCAAGAGCUCCUCAAUGCACAUCUCCCUUCAACGCUCAAAUGGAUCAAGUAAUGGAGAUACCCGUGGGCUCGCCGAUGACGUCCCACCACCUUGUUAUACCCCUCCAGGACCAGCGCCUGCAUAUACUGAGACACAAUUCCAAGACGACGUUCCCAGACAUCCGCCACCUCCAUACUCUGAACCAGAUUCAUUGAACUCUCAAACGGAGCCGAACCUACCCAAACGCAGGGUCUUUAGUAUCGGCUCCAACGGACACUCUGUGUACGGUAGAGGCCAACCCGGUAUCAGUGUUGGUGGCAUUUGUAUCCAAAGGAACUCUCCAGAUAGUUCUGAUGUUCAGCAUUUCAGAAUCCUCCCUUAUGGCGGUACAGGCUGGUCCGUCCAUCAGCCAAGCCUGGACCAGGCUGUAGUUAAUGGCGGGACACAGAGACUAGUGUUUCAGCUCCAGCAAAAUCAGAACCAGGAUGAGAGCAAAGAGUCUGCCUCAUCCCAGGACGACUGCGCAGAUCUCGGCUUCACCAGCUCAAGAGGUAACCGAGUGGUGCGUUACCCCAGAAUACGUCUGGAGAGAAGACCCUCCAACCACAGGGUGUUGUUGGAGAGUUUACCUGGUGAAGAUGGCCAAACUGUGGAAGAAAACCAGACAGACCCAGAAACACAAAGGAUGGAAGCAAGAAGCAGACCCAAUGGUUGUACUUUUAAAAUCAGCAGGGAUACAUCCAGAAGGCAGCCCCAUUUUAAGAUAUAUUUCACCCCAGGCGGGGCUGGAGAGCAGGAUGUGAGUCUUGGCGAUGAAUCGACGAGGAAUAAUCCCAAGGUAAACACUACUUGAAAAAUUCAGUAGAACUUCUUGGUGGUUUGGUAAAAAUGUAAAUAUUGAAACCACAUUUCAGAGUGAAAUAGUUUUGAUUUUUUAAAAGUAAAAAUCAACAAAAUUAUCUCUGAACAAGAGGUAUUCUGUCACAACAGACAUAAAGACCAUCUCACUCAUCAGUCAGUAGGACUUAUGUUAACUUUUUGCUCUUUUUUGAACUUGAGCAAGAAGGAGCAGAGGCAAUUAACCCUGCCAUUUACAUUAAAAAUGAGAACCAGGGUUAUGUUUUUGCCUCCUGAGUUAUGCAAACAUUGUUGGAUGUCGUAAAUGUAUCACAUCCAGAUUGAGCAGCUGCCAAUAUCCCACUCAUUUGACCCUACAAAUCCAGCCCAGAUGAGGAGAGAUCCGUAUGGUGCAGAAAGAGGGUGGUGACAUUUUGGGGAGUGAAAAACACAGGCAUGGUUGCUGAGCUAAAUCACACACACACUGGCUUCUUUCACUUUGCGACCACAGGCAUUUGAAAUUUCUCACACAACAGCCAAUUCAGCCAGUCACGAAAGGAAAACAGGAACAGGGUGAAUGGAUCAUUUCUCCCUGUGCACUUGUUGCCUUCUGUUUCACAGAAAUGUGACACUUAAGUUUGGUAAUACCCUCAACUGCAGCCAGUGCUCUUUGAGAGUUGGCUGUUUCUAUCUUUAGUCUGUUUCAAGUGUGGUUGUUGAUUUUGAGAGCGGGCAGACGGCAUGUCUUCUUUGGCUCUGGGCUGGUAUGGAUCCAUAUCCUCACAGCUGCUCCAAGAGUGGUAAAGAUCUGAGAUCCAAUUCUUAGUUGAAAGGGUGACUGGACUUGCUUGAGGUUCUUCAAGACCUUUUCGCCUCUCUUCCGAAAGUUGGUCAUCCAGCUGUGAAUGGGCUGGGUGGUCACCUGAGAGUCGUUCACAGCUGGGUCAACUGAGAGUCAUAGCGCGGCUACAACGGUAACCAUAGCUUGAAUAACCAUGACGUGGGUGAAUGAGAACCUACAUAGACAUAAGAACUGAGAUGUUUUUUGCGCCCUAAACAGAAUCAAGAAAUCAAACAAACUUGUCAAUCAAUCAAUCAUCCUGAAAGUCUGAGGUCUUUGUCUGUUUCUCUCUCUCCCUCUCUCUCUCUGUUGUCAAUAUCAACCCUGAGGAGACAUGCAUGUUGAGAGUGCACUUUAAUUAGUGUCUCAUAUUGUCUAGUUCAUUAUUUACAAGUUUGUCUUUCUACUGCCGCAGGUUUAUUCGUAUUUUUCAGCAGCAGUAAAUUCUCCUCCUCUUAAAUUUUGAUAAUCAACUCAACCUCAGGUUGCUGGUGCUUAAGUUAUAGGGCUGCUAUUGGCCAUGUAAGGAGUACUCCAUGUGGUUUCUCUUCAUAAUUUUGCUCCCAGGAGUUGACAGUAAAUCCAGAAACAAGGGUCUUGCCCCACCUCCCACCGUUUUAACCUGUAUAACUUGAGCGUUUGUGUUUCCCUUUUUUUUGGUGUGCGAUCCCAAAAUAUGAUUUCAUGUGUAUUAAUUUAAAGGUACGGAGGUUUUAUGUCAAAAUUUUGACCAAUUCCCCAAAGACUAAGUUUUAAUUGUCUUGUGUCUUUAAGAGCCUUGUUGUCGGCUCCCUGUCCUGUCAAUCAUCUCAGGGGUCCUUACAAUCCCCUUACUCCCAUUUGGUGGUUUGUUACGUGUGCACCCUUAUUUCAUUUUCCUUGUACACAGGGAAAGCAGCCCUGCCACUUACUCCACUGACAGACAUGUGGCAAUAAUGUGAUAAAAUACGCAGAAACUUGCCAAGUAAGGCCUGUUGACAGCUAACUAGUUAACAAAUGUCUUAUGAGGGGGUCAAGUAUUUGUUAGACUGUAAGAAAAGACAGGUGAUUUGAUGAGUGACUCCACAGACACCUGAAUCAAUUUGUGAUAUCUAGUCGCAGAAAAAGCUUUUUUAUUUACCUGUAAUGCGAUUGGCUUGCUGAUAUAGGCCGUUCUCCCUUAAUGCAGCUACAGCCUUUAUUUUUAGUCAUAUUUCUGACAGCACUUGGGCCGUACUUGUAUGUGUAUUACACAUCUCCUCUACUCCCUUUUUUUAAACACGUGGUGUUGUGUUACCCCAGGGCAUCCCGUUUCUCAUGCAACAAGGAAAUCCUCAUUUAGACCAUAAUGACAGGUCUUCCCCCAACUGGUAGCCUGGCGUUGGAGUGCCCCUUUUUAAAGCCUUGCACACACACUAUGAAUGUGUGUGUGUGUGUGCUCCAGCCCAACUGUGUGCAGACAGCUAUGCCACAGUGCCAUGCCCUCGUUCGGCGCCCCCAGUCGCCAUUCAUAAAGAGCUCUCGCAGGCCACUGGCUUUGCUAUAUUUACCUGAGAUGGAUGGGCGGGGGUGCUCUCCUUUUAUUUUGGUCCGGUAGCAUGUGAGAGGGAUUCGUAUUGCUAUUGUUACGAAGGGCUUUUCUCUGUCAGCUCUGAUCUCUCAGGGCUGCAUGGCGAUGUAAUUCAGUUGCGUCAGCACGGAGUCUGUUGAGUAGGUGUGACAACCUUUUCACACUUUACUGCCAGCCUGGACGUGUUCCAGGUCCCUCCGUAUCGUAAACUCUCAGCCUGUUACCACUUUGUCCUGUAGAUUCACGGCAGCUCAGUACAUUCAAUUCUUCAUUUUAUUGCUCUAUCUACCUUCCCGCUAUCUUACAGGUUCGUCUACAGAAACAACAUUUUUUCAGUGAUUAUAUUUUGGUUGUCAGGGGUCAAGGUUCACAUGCUUUGAGCGUGGUUGCUUAGCAGCAGAGGGUGGGAAUCUUAUUGCACACGGUUACUUUUUAUUACAUUAUCCACUCAGAAGAAUUACGUUAUCUACUGUCGAGAACAACAACACCACAGUCUUGCCUUAUUCUACCCCUCUUGUGCCUCUUCUUCUGCUUGCCACUGACAAUCACAUGCUCUGCAGGGACACACACACACACACAGAGAGAAAGAGAUGUCCUCUGUUUAAGUGUCUCCCAGGGCUUGAACUUGACUGCUUCACUUUGGUAGCACACGUGCUGUCGACUUGAAAACGUUGGGGACACGACUGAAAAUUAAGAAGAAAACUUAUACAAAUUAUUGAUUUAAAGAUGAUUUAUGCAUACAGUUAAAAAAAAAGUUCCUGAAAUUUUAUGGCGAUAGUGUUCCCAUGGCAACAGUAUAAUCCUACUUGUGAAAUGAAUUAGCAUUUAACUUAGACAGGUUGGCCUUGUCAACACUUGGCUGGCAAGAAGAAAAAAAACACUGUUGUCAUGGGGAUUCAACCAAUCAAAAUUGAGUAUUUAACACAGACCGGUAUUAAGGGAUGGAUAUAAACCCCAAACCUCCCUUAUGUCUUAAGGCAUGUCUUUGCCGAUACUUUACGAUGUGGGUCAUCUCCGCUGUUUCUUAGCUCAAAUCCGUCAUCUGUCUCAAACCUUCCUAACUUGGUCCCUCCUCCUUCUCUUGUCCGUUAGUAACAGCCUCCCUCUCUGAGUGUAACCUGGCCCUGAGAGGCAGCUGCAGGCUCAACUGUGACCCUUUGAUGACUCUGCAAUUAUAUCCCUCUGCACACACAUACCCACAGCUUAAAAUGCUUGUUAUUGUGAAGGUCUGAAAAAACAGCCAUGUGUGCAGUGAGUACAUGUCCCAUGGGAUACCGCCAUGACCCUGACUGCUUCAAAGGUUACAAACUACAAUGCCACCUUUUUUUUUUUAGGUUUAAACUUUGUGACUCAUCUGCAAAAAAGCGACCUUGCUGAAGUGUCAUCCUGAACUUUAUCAUAACUUCUUAUUAAACUGACUUUGCAGUAUGUCUGGGAAACCUUUUCCAAAGGGGAUUUUUGGCUUUGUGUGACUACGUAGAAAUGCAUUCGUUUGAGAGAGAAAGAGAGAAAAACAUAAAAAUAGGUGUCUUUUUACAUGGAUUAGUAACUCAGCAUUUCUUUGUGAGUCAUUUCUAACCUUUCACUGCUGAAUAUCAGGUCGCUUCAUUGCACCGGGAUCCCAGUGUACCCAAGCUCACUUUGUCCUUUUGUUGAUUGAAAUAAAUUAUCUUUGUCUUAUUUUUACAAUAUAACUUAAAUUAUGACACGGAUAAGAGAAUGUCAUGUGAUUAAAAAUUAUCUUAAAACCUUAAAACUCUUUCUUUAGAACUUUUUUUUGCCCAAAUUAAAAAAUAGGACAAUAAUCUGAACUUACCGUUAGUGCUGGGCGAUAAAACGAUAAUGAUAUCGAAAAUUAAUUUCCCUCAAUAUCAAUAUAUGGUUGAUAUGCUUUUUUAAUAGUCCGCAUUAAAAAGGAGAAAAGUGCGUUCUCCAGGAUUUAGCUGGGUUUAGAGUGCCAAGGCGUAUGGUGUGUGUGUUAUGCCUAAAAGACACAGAUACAGAUGUCCAGUUUAGUGAUGGAUUUAUUUGACUGUGGUUCUGCAGAUGAAGAUACAAAGCAACAAUCAGUACAGCUCACACCAUACAUAACAUGAACAACGAGUAGCAUGAGAUUGCAUUUGCCGUAUUCACGGUAAACAAUACGUUAACACAAUAUAGCAUCCAACUUGGACAGUGAAACAUCAUAAAACUCACUUCUGGCAAUAACACACAAUAAACAACGGGGAUUUGAAGGUAAAUAUUUGGGUAAAAACAGGUAAGAGGAAAUUUACGAACUUUCCUCUGCCCCAUUGGGAGGAAAACUAAACCUUUGCAGCUGCGGUGUCUCACACACAGGUGCAGUGCGUUCAUGAGCAUAGGACAAAUGAAAACUCACCGUAAAACACAAUAUAACUGAACGGUGUUUACUUGAAGACACCUAAACAACAUGGGCUCUCUAACAGGGAUGCUGCCAUUUCAGAGACACAAAGACCUCACAGAUACAGCAGCUUAUUGUAUUGCAAAAACAUGCCACCAAUAAGCACUGUUCAAUUUCAUUUUUUAUAUCGUAAUAUAUAUCGAUAUUGACUGAUAUGAAGAAAAUAUAUCUUGAUAAACUUUUUCCCACAUUGCCCAGCCCUACUUACAAUGUAGUAAAAGAUGUAAAUAAAUGGUUCUCUGUCCUUUGCUUUAACUGGAGAUUAUGUUUCUUGUUUAUCACUACAGCUGUAAAAUUAUCACAGUUAGAGAUGUCUGAAUGUAUCUAAAAAGAAGGGUUGUUUUGUGCAAAGAAGCAAUGCUGUCUCACUCUGUAUUGUUUUGUUUUAGCUUUUCUUUGAGCUCUGAGGAUCAAGGCUAAUACUUCCUCAUCAUUUUGAUUCAGUCAGACAAAAACCAAGCUUUGCCACCCUCGGAUAAUUGCUGCUAUUGCUUAUGCAUUUAUUUUCCAACUGACAGGUACAUGUUACAAACCCAGGUAUUAUGUUUAACAAGACCAGCAAUUAUCAAAACAAGCUUUUAUCUAUUUUUGUGAAUUUGUCUCUUUAUCAAGCUUUUUUAUUGAUGUCACCAUAUUGGAAAAUGUCACUCCACAUUGCAUAGUUUUCUCACAUCCUGUGGGUCUGCUCUGCUCUAGGGGUGUCCUGAUACAAUUUUUUGACUUCCAAUACCUUACAGAUAUUGUAGCCUUCAAUAUUGACCGACACCAAUAUUGAUCUGAAAUUGGCACAUGUCUUUUUUUAUCGGAGUGCUGAUAUCGGAGAUUUUAGAUGCAGGCCGAUAUAAUCCAAUAUUUGUUUUUUUGCUGGUAUUGGGCCGAUAUUCGAUGUCAGUUUGUAUCGGGACACCCCUACUCUGCACUGUGGUUUUCUGUUUUUACACCACAGUUUUGCAGCAACCUUUGAAGCAACUGAAUGAACUCUUUUAUUUGCAACAAUAGUCAAACUGUAAAACUCGGUGAACUCAUAAGCGAUCUAAAAAAACAUGUAAGGACAGUGCGUGUUUUUGUAGAUUGAUUUUUUAUUGUUAACCACAUCGCAUCCAAAGUUCACACAAGCUGCUGCUGGACUAUCUGAAAUGUGGAAACACAUGUUUUCAACAUAGCCUUGUAUCCUGUCAAAUCAAUGUCUGCAAACAAGCAUCAAUGUUGGUUAUUACCCGCUGUCUAAAUCAGUUGUGUCCCACAUACAGGCUGCUUCCAAGAAUGGCCUUUUCCAUCUGGCGCAGGUAAUCACUGCUCCCAUUGUGGGCUGCUGCUGUGGUCAAUCCACCAUCAAUUCAUUCUCCCCUUUUUUUCCUCUCAGACUUUGUUAAUUGUGACCACAGAAUGGACAAAUCUACGGGUCUCUUGAAUUUAUUAAAAAAAGAAAAAACCUUCCCUGGCUCUCCUCCUUCCUUCUAUUCCUCUGCGUGGCUGACUUGGCUUCAAUCUGGUGGCCGUGGAUGUUAUUUUUCCUUGCUGGGUUCACGGGUUCUUCUCCUCUCAAAUGAUACAGCAGGCCUGUUCAUAAAUAAAACCUUUGACUAGAUCUGCUUGGACAGUCGGGGAAAUCUCUGCUGAUUGGCAGUAAAGAUGAAAGUAUUCAUGGCCUUAAAAGCAAAAAAAUGAAAGAGAAAUACAGUUAUUUUUGAUGUACUUUAUGCUCUUUAGUAUUUAAAACUAUUUAAGAUUUGUCAAAACAGAAGUUUGUUAAAAAAAAAAAAACAUCUAAAGGUUAUUUCUGGACAGGCCUGUCCAGGACAAAAAAAAUCUCACAAGCACAACAUGCAGCUGGACUUUGUGGUGCUUAAUGUAAUUGACAUUGUAUUUUUCCCCUUCUCACUCCUUGCUGGAAAUUUGGGUUUCCCCCAAAUGCAUUUAGAAAGCUGUUACUUCAAAAAUAAAGCUGCUGAGGGUGACCUUGUUUUUCUCUUUUAGACCAGAGAUGAUUUCCUGGGCCAGGUUGACGUUCCGCUCAGCCAUUUGCCGGUGAGUUAUUUGCAUCUGUGUGCGUGUGUGUGUGUGUGUGCGUGUGCGUGUGCGUGUGUGUGUGGCCAGUCCGUCUGUUGCAACGCUGUUUUGAAUGCUCAGCUGUUUCUUAUCGUCUUUGCUCCGCCUGAUUAACCUCUGUGAAAGUCAGGCAAAGAGUCAGCGCGUUUGUGUGUGUCCGUCUUUCUUAAAGUGUGAGAAAGCAUUCGCCACACCAGAGGCAUGUUGUUGUGAUCAAACAGGCACUCCCUGUUUCGACUGAGAUGUAAACAGAGGUGACUGUCCUGAGGGUGUGCGACCCUCGCAACCAGUGGAAAAAGCUACACUGGCCAAAUUCACACACUCAAAAGUAUUUGCUUGGAAACUGUUAAAUCUUGAGUGAUAGGGGGGUUUUGUAAACGAUAACAAGAAGAACAAGUUUGUAUGCUCCUUGGCUGUUUUUACAGUUUAGUGUCUGUAAGUAAACAGCACCUUAAAGUAAAACAAAUAGAUAUAGAAGCAGCAUCUUCUCUGCUCAGUUUAAAGCCGUCAGAGCGGUUGUGGCUCUCUGAAGUGCUGUCAAAGUUGUACACCUUAAAAGCACAUCAAGAGAAGGUGUUGGGGUUAAUUAUUAAUGUCCCUUUUGGCUCCCGUAGCUCCAGAAGUUUUGCUAGAGAUAAAAGCCACAGCUGAGUCAUGUUGGGAAAUGAAGCCGGGGAGUGGGAGUGGGGGGGUCUGACGCUGUAAAUGCAGCAGUAAAUUUAAUUUAGCCAUUGAACAAAUUGAGCUGGCACCGACAAGCCUCUGCAAAGCAUCUGUAGAUGUCCAGCUUUGCCUUUCAAGUGGGUUUGGAUUUGAUUAAUUGAUUUUAUGCCUGGCUACAUUUUGUAGGAAUUGCAGUCUUAUUCAUAGUUACUUGGACAUCGGAUGAGUUAUCUCUUUUCUACUUAACCUUACUCUUUAUACUCAACUUUUUGCAUCGUCAGGCCAACAGCGCUGACUCAUGUUAUGUUUGCAUUUGCCUUAAUGAAGCUUACUAUGAAGCAAAACAGUUGGGCUAAAAAAUACUUUAAACUCGGGCUGUCCCGAUACGAAAAACAAAUAUCUAAUAUAUCAGCAUGCAUCUGAAAUCUCCGGUAUCUGCACUCCGAUACAAGCAGUCCAUUCCAGACUCCACUCCGGCACCUCUAGCUAGCAGCGCACGGAUCCAGCGUGCAGAGCCCACAUGACCACGACAACAGUGUGUACAAAGGUACAAACAAAGUAGCAAGGAGUAAGAGUGUGGCAGUAUUUUUCGUUAAAGUCAGAAAAAUACGUUGCAAAACUUGUCAUGCACAAGUUUUGCCAAUAUCGGAUAAAUAUCAGUAUUGGCCAAUAUUGAAGGCCACAAUAUCUGUAACAUAUCGGAAGUAAAAAAAAAAGUUGUAUCGGGACACCCCUACUUUAAACCAACAAUGCAAGAACAAAACACAUUUAUCCAACAGUUCCCUGUUUUUAUAUGAAACGUUUUGAACUGAUUUGGUUUUAUGGUGUCAGACCUCAGAGAAACAACAGUGUUUGGAGUCAUGUCGGUCAUUUAUUGUUUUAUUUUUAGGAGCAAAAGAAAUCUUUAUAAAUCAUAAAUCAAGUUUUUUGUAAAAAAAAAAAAAAAAGAGAGAAAAAUCUGCCUUUUUGAUUUCAGCCCAGAUCGCUCAGCCCUACCAAGUGAACAUGAAAAAAGUUACAUAUUCUUUUACUGUGGGAUUUGUAUUAAAAAAAAGUGUCUUUGCAUUGUCCUACCAUGUAACUAUUCAUGUGUCUUUGUAUGUGUGUGGUGAUUUAUGUAAGAGGCGGUAUAGUGAAAGGGUGGUGGUGGUCCCAGCAGGGUACUGGAUUCCCUACAUGAAGCAGAGAUCUUAUCUCAUCCUAAAGGGAUUAGAAUCCAAUUUAGAAGUCGGGCUUAAAAACUGCGAGUGACGAGUCCAACUCAUUCUGCUCUUCAAUUUUUAAUUAGAAAAACCUUGUAGCAGCUCAUAGGGUAUAUGGAGCACUGCGUGGUAUUAACCUCAGAAAAGACCAGCUACGUGACGCUGAAUACUUUUUAUUUGAAUUCAUUAUUUAGGAUAGAAGAUAUAAAUAAGAUUUUUCAAAGACUAUUUUCCCCUCUGAUUCAUCUGGAGUUGUUUUUCUUUUUCUGUUUGCAUUCAGGCCUGUAACUUUAAUUUAGAGCCUGACAGCUGAUUGUGAUACUUUGCAGAACAGUUUGUGGUAAGCAACCAGUGUGGACUGGUAUGGAGUAGUGGGAGGUUUCAGUGAGUUUCAAAAGACCUUCCUGCUGUUCAAUAUGUAACAGGAGAAGCUCACUGUUGCAUAAUGAUCCCGGACUGGCUGUGCAGAGGGUUCUAGGUGACGUGCUUUCAAACUCAUGACGCUGACACUUUGAUCCUCUCUUACAUGUGUAUUUGCCUGUUGUGUGAUUAAUUGACUGGUGUCAACAAAUACCUCCUUUUAAUGUGCAGACAGAAGACCCGGCUAUGGAGCGUCCCUACACAUUUAAAGACUUCCUCCUGCGGCCCCGAAGGUCAGUCUCUACCAGAAGUGACGAGGCAGAAUGUGACAAACACUGAAACGUGAUAUCACUCAUUCAGAUUAAAUUUAGCAAACUGGAUGACAGUGAUAUAUUGUUCAGCUCACAGUUACUGUAAUGAUCAUAUUGAACACCGUGUACCUGUAGACCGAUGCUCUAACUCCGCAGAGGCGAAGGUUCAUGAGACGGUCAGUUGAACACUGAACGUGAAAAACCAUCUGGUGCUAACAGCCAGUUUGGAAACCCCCCCUGCAUGUCUAAGCAUUACUAGGGGGCUAGGAUGGUGAAGCCAGCUGGUUUUUUGUGCUGUUUUCAAAGUGGGUCAAUUUUUGCUGAUGUCAUCCUUCUAGUCACAAGUCCCGGGUGAAGGGUUACCUGCGUCUGAAGAUGGCCUAUCUGCCCAAACAAGGAGGACAAGAGGAGGAGGCUGGAGACAUGAGGGAGGAGGCUGAGGUAAGGUCUUGGCAGUGGAGACGUCGAGUUGGUUUGAACUUGCUGACUUAGCAGUAGCUGAGGCGUCUUGAUCUUAAUGACUUGAAGCCAGACCAGAUCUUUUUUAUUACUUCCUGCCGCACAAAGAAAGCAAAGCUCUAAGCCUGAAAAUGAAGGCGAGUUUUCUGACUUGGACUCUGAGAAACAUAAAAGGUUUCAGCUAAGAUGGAAAAAAGAAGACCAGCUCUGCCUUUUUUCUCUUUUUUCUAAGAAUCUGGUGAAAGUCUUUUUCAGGUCAGGGUCUGGAAAAACCAUUAACAAUCUUGCCUGUUAUUUGGAGAAAUAAUAACUUUCCUCUCCUUGAAUGUGUGUUGAAGUGUGGUUUUCUUGUCUAGUGCAAGAAAGAUGCUAUAAAUUUUCAGACCGUGAAAGGCUACACUGAUAACGUGACAUUAAGCAGUAGGAAACCCCCAAUGCCACUCUGCCAACUCUCCUUCACUGUAUGCUCUUAAUGUGCAAAAUCUCUCAUUUUGACUUUGACCUUUGGAAUGAAAUAUUUCACACUAGCUUUGUUGUUUUCAAUAUCAUGGUUACUUCCUCGCCGAGCUGUCCAAGAAAAGCCGUUCAAAUUUGUCAUCCCUCGAAGUGAUAUUGAUGCACAUUAGCGCAGUCUUGGAGAUCUCCCAACCUGCCAGCAGCUUGUCAGGAAAAAUGAACUCCAGUCAAUGCUAACAGAAACAAACCAAAACACGGCAUAAGGAAAAGUCCUAACCUGCCACAUCUUUAAUGUGCUGCCACGCUUAAAUCCUCGGAGCUUGCUAAUGUUCAUGUGUGUCUGACAGGCUGUCAGCUCCCUGUGACCACAGAGUCUUUGGCCAAAGCUUCCACUGAGUUACUCAUGCUUCCUUAUCUGUGCCUUUUUUAGGGAUGGGAUGAGUCUGCAGACUCGGGCUCACAGCGACCACAACAGUUACUUCCCCCGCUGCCCCCUGGCUGGGAGGAGAAAGUGGACAACCUGGGACGCACCUACUACGUCAACCACAACAACCGCUCUACACAGUGGAAACGGCCCUCCAACAUGUACGCCCUACUUCACUCUUUGACAUUCUUAUUUUAAACUAGUUCAACUACAAGCAUCAACAAUAGUCCUGGAAAGUAUGAAGUCUAUUUCAUUAGGGGCGGCUGUGGCUUAGUGGUAAGGCCACUUGUCUCAAUCAAAGGUUGGUGGUUCAGUCCCAUCUCCUGCUGUCUCCUGGAAGUGUCUGAAUUGAACCUCUAAUUGCCCCCAGUAGCACACUCCAGCAGUGUGGAAAAACGAAACAGGCACUUUACAGAGUUUCCUCUGCCAUCAUUGUAUGACUGCGGUGUCAAUGGGUGAAUGUUAUUAGAAGGCUUUGAGUGCUCGCUAGACAAGAGAAAGUGCCAUACAAGUACAGCCAUUUAGAUUUCAUGAGGUCUGAAUUUGCAGAUGUAAACACAGUAUGUGAAAUCAAUAUCUUACUGUGAUGGCCGUGUUAUUUUUGUAAGAAUAAUAUCACUCUUCCCAAAUCUGGGCCUGAUGAGAGUAUAUUUCAUUUAUCUUAACUAUGUUUUUCUGUUUGACUGUUGAACCAGCGUUAUCCUGUUUGAGAAUUGUGCAUUAGGAUUUUCAAUAUCUAACGUUUUGGCAUAUUCUUCCUCAGGGAUGUGAUUUCAGAGACUGAAAGUGACAAUCAACAGCGGCAGAUAAAUCAGGAAGCACACCGUGUUUUCCGUUCGAGACGACACAUUAGCGAGGACCUCGAGAACGAGCACCUGGAGCCCAGAGACCUGGACAAUGUGAGCCAGGGGAAUUGACACACUUGUGCAGGAUGUUACUAAUAAAUACCGAGCCACAGCUGUCCUAACUCACAUUAUUGUUGUUUUGUAUUUUUCUCUCUUUUCUCGCCUCUGCAGUCCUGGGAACUCAUUACAGAAGAGGAUCCAAAUGACAGCAUGGCCCAGUCUCUUCCCGGACCCUCCUCCAUGUUAACGCCGCAACACCCACCAACACCCAUCACCCAGGAGUUCUCUGAUGAUCUAAAUUUGAGGCUGUCACUCACCCCAGAAACGAACGGUGAAGUUGCAGGCCCAAGCUCAGCUCUGGUGAGACAUGAACCCCGCAGUGUUGAAGUUGUCAGAACCAAGACGACUUAGUGGCGCCAAUGGAAGCACGUGUAUAAUAAUGACCAUUUUGCUUUGAUUCAUCAGACCCAGCUGUCAAACAGACUGCGAUCCUCCAGUAUGACGGAUGGUGUCAGCGAUCAGGCCCAGGCUCCUCCUCUAAUGGUACAUAUUUCCUCACUCCCACACAUUCCUCCAUCCUGUUCUCUUUCCACUUCGAUUCCCUCCCUUUGCCCGCCAUGUCACUGUUAGCAUUGUGCACAUCCUUCUUUUUCUUUCUGUGCCUUGAUUUUCUGAAGCAGACAGACCCUGGUGUCUCAUUUACAUCCUCUUUGUUGGCAUGUAUCAGUGCUGUAAGUGUACCACUCUCCGAAUCACCCUCUUUGCUCCUCCUGGGAUUUCAAAUUUCCACUUGCAGAAGUAGCUUCACCUUUCCUUCCCGCUCUCUCUUCACAGUUUGUUCCUUUCUUCCCGACUCUGUAGGAUCACUGCACCUCCUCCCUCUCCUCUCUCUACUACUGUCCUCCCUUUGUGAUUCACUCGCAGCUUUGUCUGAUGUAUUGUUAAAAUGUAGGCCUCGAGGCUGUGUGCCAGUAGAAUGACCCUUCCAGUAGAAACCUUUGGCAAUAAGAUUGAGGGCAGCACUCCAUCAGAUCUAGCGUUUCCCAGCGAGCCCUGAGUCAGAGCAUCAGUGGAGAUUCAGCCUUACACUCUGUCACAAGAUCUGAGUCAGAUGUUUGUCACACAGCUGAGUCACAGCAGAGAGCUUGGCGUCGUCUCCCUGAGGGAAAAGUACAGGUGCUGAUGUCAGCUUUUCCCCUGAACUCCGUAAGAAGUGGAUAACAGUAAGCUCAUUAAAAAGCCAUCAGAGGAAGCCAUGUGUUUGACCAGUUUCCCCUCUAUUACUGUGUUCGUGUGUGGACCCAGGAAAAGUGAAGGCGCAGUCACAGUAUUACUGAUGCUAUAAAACGUGCAUGUGGGCGGACUGGUGAUGAAAUGACUAAUGCAUAUAGGAUUUAUCUCCUGACAAAAGCAGCCCUCACUCGUGACAACGAUUGAGUUCAGCUGAAAAGAUGAGGCUGGGUGGUCAUGUAUGUUUUUUAUAUAUCAAUCACAUCCUGUAAAACAAGAGCACACUUAUGAUUUAUAGUCUCAAGAAGAGACAUGGUAUGUACUUCAUUUAUGCUCCUUUGAAGGGAAAUUUACUCGUUACAUCAGUUGAAAGUAAAAGACAAGUGAUCAAGUGAUAAUAAAAAAACAAAACACAGUUACUUCUAAUAUUUCAAAUUUUGUAUAUAAGUAAUUUGCUUUUUGGAAUUUUUUUGAUCUAUCACUUAAAAGACGAUAGUAUGUUUGGUUAGCAUAAUAACUAUAUGUGUACACUUUUUUAUGGGCAGACAGGUGAUGUUCUGCUAUGAAAAACUGCAAAAGGUCAGAAUUAGUCAGUGGUAAAUAGAUAUGUUAAUGGUUAAUGAUCAAUAAAGCAUAUUUCAGGAAAAUAGGCAACCCUGAGUGCUUCACUCAAGACAUCAAAUCGUGAAAGAGGGCAUAAAAAGUAGUCGAAACAUGCCAUUAAAUAAUAAUAAUAAUAAUAAUAAUAAUAAUAAUACAUUUUAUUUAAAAGCGCCUUUCUGAACACUCAAGGACACUGUACAGGGCAUAAAAACACAGUUAGAAACAUAUUUAAAAUAAAUAAAAACUACAUACAAGUGUGAAAGUGGACAGUUAAAGUGAAUAUGCAUUAAAGCUCCUAUGUGGAGUUUUUUUUUACAUUUAAAAGAAAUAAACUGAAAGUCAAAUUAAUUUUUUAGCAAAUAAGACCAUCAGACACAAACUUAAAGAUUUUUUAUUCAAUUAUUUCCUCAUAAAAUAUCCACAAAAAGGAUGCAUUUGGGGCAGCAAAACUGACACAAACCCAAAGAGCCUACCAGGAAUCAAAAAUCAAAGACCAGGUUGAAUAAAAAACACAAAGAGCUUAAAGAGCAGGUAUGAUAAUAUACACAGUAUAGUAGUAGUAGUAAAGAGACAUAUUCACUAUUUAUAUACAGGAAAAGACAUGCAUAAACAAGAUUAUUAUAAGAAUGAAAAUAUAGAGUAUGUUUAAUUAUCCAACAAGAACCUUUUUCCUACCCUGUAAAUAAUACUCAGCAUCAAAUUAAGUAGUUCCUUUUAUUCCUUUAUUUUAGACUUUUUUUCAUGUAGCGACAAACACAUACUAUAAUUUGACAUCAUUUUCCUUAUUUUUCUAAACACAUCAUUAUUUUCUAACAACCAGGUAUUGUAGUUUUCUGUAAAUGGAACAAGUGAAUUGAUUGGAGACUUUUUUCAGUAACAGGUUGAAACAUAUUUCAGAGAUUUCAGGGAAAGUGCUGCUGUGUGACUCAUCUGUAUAUUUUUGGUAGUUUUUGGCCAACAGUGGAAUCCUUUAACAACAAGGACUACACUUCUGUAUAUUAGGCUGUGCCUCCACAGGUAAUGCUUGUUGGUAUCCAAUACAUUGUUGGUUUUGGCUUUGGUUUAGGGUUCGUAUUGACAUAUGAAAAACCUUUCAAGAGGAGGUUGUAGGUGGACUCAAACAGACCUGUAGCGUAUGUAUUUGUGAGAAGCUGCUGUCUGACUGACUUUUGUUUGUUUGUUGUUGUUAUAUUUGAAGAUGUUUCCAAAGUCCUUGUCUACUAUUCAAACUGUAAACUUAAUUUGAACUUCAGCACAGCAUUUCACUUUUACUGUCGUGAUACUUUCAGAGGGCAGAAUUGUUUUCUCAGUGCUGUUGCCGUAGCUCUAACAUCAGUUCCUACUUUGGGUUCAGAUUAAAGAUGCUGCUGUGAUGUUUGAGGAAUAGAUUUACAGUUCAGGGAGAAGAAUCUGUGUCUUCCUCAAUAGCAGGGACAUGUAAAAAACUCUAUGCCUUAGAUGUUUUGGAUUAUUUCCUUUGUGUAUUUUUGUAUCAAAGUCGAUCUACUCUGCUCACUGUCAGCACACUGCUGGAAGUUUUCUUUAUCUAAAUUUGUAUAAUCGCAUCAACCAAUCAAAAGUGCACGCCCCAAAUGAUUCGUGCUCCUUCCUGCUAUAGCCUUGUGUGCCUCAGUGAGUGUCCUCUCUAUUUCCUGUAUUCACAGCCACUGCACUUUCCCACCGGGGCCCGUAAUCACAAGAGCCUCCUCCCUUCUUUCUGUCACUCCUCACUUCCCUUGAGAAUAAAUCCCCACCUUUUGUCCAAUCAAUUUUUUCCUCACUGGACCUGCACCACUGCCCAAGCACCCUCCUUGCCCUGUUAAUUCCAAUGAAAACAGUAACGCUGGACUAAAGACCAUCUCCCCCUGUUGUCUACUACCAGCAGGGUUCCCAGACCAGAAGAACAAGAGCUCAAACAGUCUCAGGUGGUGAGGAGACCAUGGUAAUAUCUCAGUUUAUAUACAGUUUAAGUCCCACCAGUCACACAUCACUAAAUUCCCAAAGAUCACAAAGGAUGAGCUGUUGUGUCCCCUGACUAGCUUUGUGAAUCACUUUGAUUUAAAGUCUACACAUGAGUAAAGAGCCACAGGAGGACUUAAAUCUUUUAUCCUUAUGAGGGCAUUUUUACACAAGCAGGCAGCAUUCACACAUUUUCAGUGGGAUAAGGCAAGUUUCCAGGAAUUGAAUGAUAACACUGUGACAUACUGAACAGCUUAACUGGACUUGUAGUUGUCCUGAGGUUGCUGUUUUUAUCUGUGUUAUAGCUUGUCUUUAAUUUGGAAACCUUCUAUGGUAUUUAAAGCAGUACUACAAAUGUGUCCAAUAGGGAUGCCUGAUCAAGUACCUUUGGACCCUGAUUCUGAUCUUAGUAUUUACUUUAAUGUUGAAUACAAAUCUGACUCAUUCAAACAACAUCAGCCAUCAGAGAACACUGUCAUCUCCACCAGAAUCAAAAGUCUGUAAAAUGAUUUGUUGACAUUUUUAUUAUUGAGGACCCAAAUUGCAGGUGAAAUGUUGUGUCUAACCAGAAGUGUAGCGUAGUAAACCACCAUAAUACAAUAAUGCUCUACUACCUGGAUGUAAACAAGCAUUGAUGGAGUUUCAGUGAAAAUUGGGGUAAUGUUUAAAGAAGGCUGUGUGUCGUUUAACUAAACUAUAACCAGCUGACAGCAGUGGUGUGUACUCAGCACAGGUAUGUGAAGGUUAACCUGCGAGGAGAACCAAAGACAGAGGAGUCCAACCCGUUAGUUUGGCCAUUGUUUACCCUGUGAUCACGUGUUUAGCUUUUUUAAAAUAUGUUGUUGUUAGAGGUUUGCUGAAUUUUGCUGCCACCUGAAAUUGACAAGCUGCUUCUUGAAUAUUUCAUACACUACUUGUUAAUGUUUCUAAACUCCAGAACUCAGCAAGUUUUUUAACUUCUGGAAACUCAUUGUAUGAGCGAAGAGUCACUAAAAUGCACCCUGACACACUCGAUAAAGAGACUACAACCAGCUUUAUUUUAGACAACGGUGAUUCAUUGAAACAUUUCUAGAUGUGGGAACCAGUGUUUCUGCACGUGUGAGGCUAAAAUAUUUCUGAAAGGUUAAUAAAUUAGGGUUAAAUAUUUCUGGAGUCUUUUUUUCUUCAAUGGUUUACCAAGUCAAGCAGCAAUAAUUCACUACUUUGUCUCCAUGUGGUGUUUCUUUAGUGCCUCGAGUUUCAAUGUUUUGUUUGUGAAGGUUAAACUCAUACACAGUCACUAACUUUACAGAGUAGAGUUAAGACUCUACUUGUGUCACAUUGUACCUUCAGAGUCUUUCUUACUGUUGUGCAACCGUAUCAGAGGAACAUUUUAGGCUGUAGGGAUCCUGAGAAAAAAGAUGGUCUUUUGUAAAAUCUCUAAACCUAACAAAUAUGAAAAGAUUCCCUCCACAUGUCUUUACUUGUACUAGUUUGUACUGAUAAGUUUCCAUUGCUUUUCUUUCUCUCCACACUCGGCCAGUCUCCCUCCGGGACCCCUUACUCCUUGACCACUCCCGGCCUGCCCCCUGGAUGGGAAGAGAGGAAGGACGGCAAGGGGAGAACUUAUUACGUCAACCAUAACAACCGCACCACUACCUGGACUAGGCCAAUUGUGCAGGUACAGCAGGUCCGAAGGCUGGCUGGACUCUAUGCAUGGGGCUGGACCUCUUACUCGGGCCCCCUAUCAUGGCCUCGGCCUGUUUGUUCGACCUCCUCGUCCACCAUUCCCUCUGUGUUUCUCCUUCUGUGUAGCCCUUAAAGAAGGACGGAAAGAGAAGCAGCUUUGCAACCUCAAAGUCUCUCCUUCUGUUUUUCUCUGUCUGGUUUUCCAGUCUGUUCCAGUUUUUGUGUGUCUUCCUCCUCUUGUCUAGAAGUCAGUUUGAUACUUUGGAUGGAGUGUGUGACUCUGCAUUGGUCACGCCUUUCUAAACCCUGGCAUGGAACUGCAACCACCAAUAUUUCCCUCCCUUUUUCCUGUAUCGACCCUGUUUUUCCACUUGUCUUCCCCUGUCUUUCUGUCUGAGGCAGCACCACGUAGUCUGAGCUCAGGGAGAGAUGACAACAUGGGAAUGUGUAUUAUGUUUAACACUUUAAUGCCGUCUCUCCCUUUUUGAUGUCAACCCUUUUCAUUUCUGCUUUUAUCAGAACACCGUGCCCCUCUGUUGUUGUUCUUCAUCACACAGUCCUCUCAUUUUCUGAUUCUCAUCUGUUUUUGUUAUUACUCCGAAGAGGAGGACACUGCCAAAUGUUUUAUGUAAUAGUAUCACACUGUUUCUUCAGUCUGUGGUACAUAGUUGUGGCUCAUUCUGAAUGUGUGUUCCUUCUAGUCUGAGUGUAGGGCCCUAUGAAAUCCCUUUUUCACUUCUUCCAAAAUCCUAUUUUUUCCUGAAUCUGAUAUAUGAUUUAAGCACAUUAUUGUACAUUUAAGUGUCCAAUCAUUUCAUAAACAUACUCAGUGAUGUUUCUAGCUAUGUGUCCUGCGUCUCUCACACAUCAAAAUCUAAGAGGAUAAAGUUUGGGGCUACAGCAAACACUCAAAAACCUGAUACACAAACAAGGUCAACAGAGGACGACAUAAACCAGAAGAUCCUCACAUAUACUUUAACUUAAGGUUGGGCGAUAUGGCCACAAAUCAAUAUCACAAUAUAUCGAGCAGUUCACCUCGAUAACGAUAAAUGGUCGAUAACUACUCCACAAGCUGCUCACCACCUCCCACAAUAACUUCGUCUACUUCAGCCACCGCUCAGCCGCUACAACUUUUGAACCGUCCUCCAUCUCCUCACCUGUCUUUCCCUCUUUUUACGGACUGGAUGGGGUGGAGUCGCGUCUGUGACAUAGGAGACCAUAGCCUACCUAAACACAUCCAAAACCAACUUUUGUUUAUUAUUUUUUUUGACAGAGAAUAUAUUGACAUGGGCAAAAUGAAGUCAAAUAUUGUCAUAAAUUUCAGCAUCGGUAAAUUUUCAGUUUAUCGCCCAGCCUUACCUUAACUACAACCAUAUCAUUCUUAAUCGACCUCAAGAUUUAGUUUAAAACGCAAUUCUUAAGUUCCACUGGAGAUCCAUUCAUUUUCCCAGAAACCCACUCAAAUCACCACUUUUGAGUCUAAUGGACUUUCCACAUUGAAAAAUGAUCCACAUCACUGUCUACUUGAAUUCAAUCCAAGACAACAGGACACUGCUUUCGCUCAAGGUGCUUCCUCGGCUAUAAAACACAUUCACUCCAGAGUCGUCUGGAUAUCGCUCAGCUCUAAAUGUAGCUUUUGUCGACUAAUUCCUGUUUCCUGCUGUCAACAAUUGUAAGUCACCCGCACAGCUGACUUUUCUACAAACUGUUUGGCUGUCAUUGGUGACUUACACAGCUGAGCUGCAGGUGAAGCCGUGUGUAUGUGUGUGUGUGUGCCAGCUCAGUAGCUCACACCAGUAUAACUCAUCACGGCAAAGUCUAAAUUGUUUUGUCUUGUGGCUGAUGUUUGGUCUGAGCCGGCCUGUUGCAGUUUCACAUGACUGAAGCACUCUGCCCAUAAAUGGCAUCAACGCAGAGUUAAUUUCUCUUUAUUUGGCUACGGUUCUAUGAAGAUUCAUCAGGAGCAAUACUUUGAAUUUGCAUCCCUAAUAAAAAUCUGUAUUUAUAAAAGUCACACAUUUUUUAAAACUGGACAGUAUUUGUUGUAUUUUUUUGCAUCAUGGAAAUCAUAGGGCCCUACAGCUACCAUCUGAGUUAGAAUUCAUCCAACACUAACUUUCUUUUUUCUUGUACUUUUUAUUUCUGGUCCCAAACCCAGGUCCUUGUCCUCGGGUCUUAUGCAUGAUCUUAGUCAUUAGUAUUUGAAGGAGCAUACAUUGAUUGUCCUCUUGAGCCUAUCUGAUCCACACUUCUGAUGUUUAAGGAGCUCAUUUCCAUGACUAAAGGUCUCUCUGAUGGCAAACAUGAAGCAUCUCUCACAGCAGGGGUCAUGAUGAACUUUUCAGUCACUUUAGUCCGACCCCACUUAACAUGUAAAGCUCUUUUUCUCACUGACAGCUGACUGAAGACGGAGCCAGCACCUCAGCAGCAGCAACAGCAGCAGCAGCAGCAGCAGCAACACCAUCAACAUCAGGAGGAGCCACGGCCCUGACACCCGCAUCUACCCCCUCCUCCUCCUCCAACAACCACCUCCAUGAGCCCCAAGUCCGACGACCUCGUAGCCUCAGCUCCCCCACUGUCACCCUUUCCACCCCCUUGGAGGUGAGAAUUAGACACCCUUAGACACCAUCCUGCCUACCAUCCGUUCCCAAUCAUCCCCAUCUGCUUCUAGAAAUCCCUCUCAGCUUUUCUAUUCUGUCCCUUUUUUGGUCAGUGAAUCACCUCCUCCUCCACUACAAAAGAGGCAGUCUCUUUUGAGUCUCACCCAUCCACGUCCAUCAUGCUCCCUCUCUAAAAUUUUAUCUCCUUCUUUCAGGUUACAUCUCUCUUCAUGUUGCUUUCCUCUGUUUUCAUCCUCGCUAGUCCUCUGGAAAUGUUAAAUUUCACCACUUAUUGAUCUUGUCUUCUUAUUUCAUCUAAUCUCCUCACUGAGCAUCAUUUCCCUCCUCACACUGCUGUUUUUUUUUCCCUCAUCUUCACCUGAUAAUAAGCGAUCCAGUUGUGUGAAACAAUCAGAGCUUUAAUGUCUCUUUGUGUAGAAUUGAUGCUCUUGUCACAGUCGGCGUUUCAUUGUGGAGCGCCGUCGGCUUUUAAUGAUUGUAUCUGGUGAGGUGAAACAAAGAUGAAAGAUGAAGGCGUCGUUUUAAUCAAUCACAGGUCCAAAACAUUGGCUUUGAUUUGUUAAAGAAAACUCUGGCUGGGAAUCAACAGUAUUGAUUUUGGUUAUCUAAUAUCCUUGAAUCCAGAGGCCACAAAGGCAGCCGAUGAAAUGAUACAGCUAAAUGUUUGGAGGUGAUUCAAGAUUAAUUCUAACAGCAGAGAAUCAGUAGGGGUGGGAAUCACCUGUAGCGAUACGAUAUUAUCACGAUACUUGAGCCACGAUGUGAUAUUAUUGCGAUUUUAAACAUUUUGCGAUACGGUGAGUAUCGCAAUACUAUAUAUUGCGAUUUGUGCAAUUUCUUUAACUGUUUAGCUGAUUUAGCAUUUGUCUUUCCCUAAUGUUCGUCUUAUUGAUGCAAUAUUUUAUUUUCAUAUGGCGCUUCUUGCAAACCUCAUUGUGACCUGCUUGCAUUCCUAAUGUCCCUCCCCAGGUGCUGCUAUAUUUGUCUCACUAACUUUCUCCCGCUCUAUAAUCUCACCUCUGCCAACCUCACUGGACAGUUGAUUUUAUUUUUCCAUUAUCAUAGAAUUGAGUUCAUAUUCACAAUUAAUUUGAAAAAAUCGAUACUCAGUGGAUGAGACGAUACAAUAUAUCACCAGACAAAAUACCGCAAUACUAUGCUGUAUCGAUUUUUUUCUCCCUCCCAUCUAGAAAACUUUUGAAAAAUUAAAGCAAGUGAUUUUUUCAUGACUUAAAUUUCCACCGUAUUCUGUCUGAGCUUCCACUUUGGCUGCACACGGUGUUGUUUGUAAUCCUUAAAAAAAAAAUACACACAGCCACAACUCUUGCAUAGGCCAUGAUACAAAACGAGAGACAUAACCGUUAUGGAUAAAGUACGGAGAAGAUGCAGAUAUUCAUUCUUAUGUUCACACUAAGUUUAUGGAGAAUUGUGCCAGGAUUUAAGUCUUAAUCACACUUUAUGUGCCAUUAGUCCUGAACAUGCAGGGACUGUGAAAUCCUCAUCUUCAGGAAAAAAAAAAAAAUCACAGAAGUCAAGCAUCAGUGAAGAGCUUUUACUUUGAAGCAGCAGCAGCAGCAGCUGUAUUUGAAGUGUCUGACUCUGCCCACUGUGGGAACAGAUUAAAUAUUAAAUAAUAGUAACUCCUAAUCCUGCUGCCGUAUGUUAGCAUUCCUGCCUUCUCCUCUCUGUGCUUCUUACUCAUUUGUGAGCUGGUUUAAUAAUCAGACAGUGGAGGUGGUUAAUGCGUUACCCAAAUGGCUUCAUACUUUGUAACUUUCAGACUUGCGCUGUUAGUUUUAACUUGAGUUGGAGAGCAGUGAAAUUGAUAAAUAACUAUAAUAAGAUCAUUAAAAGGAAGCCACUAUUAAACUUUGACUAUCAGACUUUUUGAUCUUUAAUCUACUGUAAUCUCAUGUCUCUCCAUCUUUAUCCUGUAUGAAGAAAAAUACAUUUGUACUUAACAUUACUUGGUGCGGCUAUAAAUACUCCAUACAAACUUGGCUAAUUAACAUCAACACAGUGUAUCUACAAAAGCAUGGUCUCUUUUUGACCCCCACUCUGCAUUAAAAAGCUUCUGCGAUGAUCCUGUUCUCGCACCGAGGGAACAGACCUGAAGGAGGUUUAAUUAAGGUGUGCGGCUGAUUGUGUGUCUCGAGUGUGUGUGUGUAUGUGCGUUAACAAGGCGUUUUUCGAAGUAAAGCAAAGUGAAACAACCACUGCUGAAUGUUGUAAUUACAACUUCCAGAGGAGGUGGGAGGUCUGUGGAUUAAUUAGCACAGUCUUUUUCCUCUGGUUCCAAAUCAGAUCAGUCAGUGAUAAUUGCUGCAGAAAGAACAUUGUGAUGCAGAGAAACUCUAAUCCUGAGCUGAUUCACUCGGUUUUAUGUUGCAAUAGAAGCUUUUACAUGCCAGAAACAGUGGGUUUACUUCAAAUGACUGGUUUGAAGAUUAGGGGUAUUACAUCGUCAGUUUUUUGUUCUGAGAUAUGUGUUAGAAAAAGAGUCGUGAUCAGUGCUCUGGAGUUAUUUCUUUACUUCUCUGCUAUCUGCUGAAAAUCCAAAAGAAGAGUUAGGAUCUACAAGUAGAUCUCGGUAGCAAUACCCAGAGAGGCAGUGAGAAAAUCUGCUUACAAAGCCUUGACGUUCCUCUUUGUUUACAUUUUGAUUGAUGACCUGACAGGACGAUGGAGUUUGCAUGCUAAAGGUCCGUCUCGCUCUUGUGUUUUCAUCACAGCUCAUUCUUCAAUUUUCCCUUUUGUUUUUUUUGCGUUCCAGGGUGCCAACAACAUCCAGGUGCGGAGGGCUGUGAAGGACACGUUCUCCAACCCACAGUCUCCCCAGCCUUCCCCAUACAGCUCCCCCAAGUCCCAGCACAAGACCCAGCAGAGCUUCCUCCCCCCCGGCUGGGAGAUGAGGAUAGCUCCCAACGGCCGGCCUUUCUUCAUCGACCACAACAGCAGAACCACCACCUGGGUGAGCCCAUACUCAGAGACUCUACAGACUAAUGUGAACAUGAGACAAGAGGAGGUCAUUGUAAGAGAUAAUGUAUCAUGUAUAGUGGUCUUAUCUCACCCUGAAGGGAUUUUCUAAUGAUGCAGAAGCACUUGGUCACGAUACAUGAAGAAAAAUACUAAAAUAUUUGACACAAAAUAUUGAUUGAAAGUGAUUUUAUUACUUAUUAUUAUUAUUAAUCCACCAACAUAAAUAUUCCCUCUUAUUUUAUUGCAACAGUUCUAAUUGACCUCUUUGUGGGGCAAGUUUACAUAAAAAUGAACAUUUUCCAUGUGGCAGGGUGAUAUUAUUUUAUGCAGGAAUACUUAUGUUGUCAUGUCUGUCCUCAUUCAGCUCUGCUUCUUCUCUGAGAUUUGUAUCUUGGCUUACUUUUACACAAAAAUACAACAAAGUCACAACUUAUAACAUUUUUGCUGUUAUUGAUACCAGAGCAGACAGUUCCACUCCUGAGCACUAGCUCUGCUGCUGUUUCCUGGAAUGCAAAACUGCAUCCUCCAUGUUGUUUUGCAUACCUAUUUAUAAUGCUGAAAUUUUGUCACCGUGUCAACAGGCUGAAGUGAAAUGUGUCAGAACUCCUUAAUAAUACUAUAAAACUUUCUAUUGAUUGAUUUUUCAUGAUAUGUGCAAUCAGGUUGUCUCCAGCUUUUUCCAUUGAGUUAAAUCAAAUAUGUCAUAGGUCUGUUUUUAUACAGUAAGAGUCUCCUAGUAAAGAUACACACACAACUGUCAUCUGGUAACAAGUACAGCAGGUCAGCACAAGGUCUACAGACAAGCAAAAAUAGCAGCAUAAUGAAAAUGAAUAGGCUUCUCAAUAUUGAUGAAUAAUGAAUGAGUUUUAACCAGGGUUUAAAUUUCAAGGAAAUUCCUCUCAAAAUCAGCAGCUCCACGGAAACACAAUGAUGGCAAACUAAAUUAUUCUUGAACUGUUUUUUUUUUUUUUUGCUUCGUUUUUUCUUUUAUUGUCAUUGAUAAAUUAAUUCUAGUUUAUCCGAGCAAUCUUUAAAAAAUGUGGUUUAGAUAAAGCGGCAUCAAAAAAGUGCAAACACAGAAAAUGUCAAUAUUUUUAUGCGUCUGUGUGCUAAAUAAGGAUUAGUUUACAGUUUGAGUCAUAGAAAAUAGAUGGAACAAUUUCAUGGCAGCACUUAGCUGGAAUCUCUCAGUGACCCCUGGUGGUGAAAAGUAAAACUGCAUCAAAAAUUAUUCGGCUAUUUUCUUCCUUAUUGUCCUGAAAUUACUCAUUUAUAUCGUCACACCCCUCCUUACCCUUCCUCUCCCUUUUGACUUCCAGGAGGACCCCCGGUUGAAAUAUCCUGUUCACAUGAGGCAUAAGAACUCGAUGGAGCCCGGGGAGCUCGGUCCUCUUCCUGUAAGUCACACUCACAAUAAGACCGAGUACAUAUUUAACCUUUGGCCCACAAAGCACAUUAACAGAAACCUUAGAUGUCCCAAUGAUUUCUCAGCUUGGUCCAUUUAUUCACAAAGUGACAUAAGAGUGUUACCAGUUCCCUGAGGUAAUCUUUGAAUGAUAGGUGGUGUUGUUGUUUUUUUUGCUUACUCGCCUUUUUUUGGCAGCUUAAAAUGGUCAGUGUUUCAGUUGGAACUUUGAGGAUGAAGCUUUUCUUCACCAAAAGAUUACACAUAGCUACAAAAAAGGAUUACAUAAGACCUUUUUGCAAUUUCGCCUGUUUGAAAAGAUUUCAGCAUCUGACUCUUCAAGGAUGGGAAAUUGUUGAAAAAGAUAAUAAACAACUCCCAGCUAGUGGGCCAAACGUUACUCUGUUCAGCUGUUGAAUAAUCAAAGCUUCAUGGGUUUGUACAUCUCACAGGCUUGUGUGGUGUGUGCAUGUGUGUGUGUUCUCUCUCUUUCUCUCUCUCUCUUUUCUCCCUCUUUCUCUCUUCUCUCCGUUCUGGUGGAUCUAAUGUAUGCUACUUCUUCUACACCUGGCCAUGUCUGUUUGGCAGAACCUACCAGAGGAGGUUGGUUGGUGCCUCCCUCCCUCUGCCUGCCUUGCCUUACCUGUCUGGUCCGGUCCAGUCUGGUCAAAUGCCUGCAGACAAGCCUUGCGCUUUUGAUUUUUUUUUUUUUUUUUUUUAGUUUAUUUUGAAUUUAUUUUUUUUCCUCUCUCUGUCUUUCUAUCUGUUCUCUUUCUCAUGACCGGCAUGGAUGGACUUGUGCCCUCCCCCUUCCUUUUUUCAUCAUCAGUACUUUUACACCACUUCCUCUCUCUGUGCGCCCUUCCUGCACCACCACCACCCCCUUUUUAUUUGAUCAAAUUUGGAGCCCCCAACCUUUUACCCUCAGACUGCUCCAUGUCUGUGUACCUGUUUCAGUGUCUGAAGCCUAGAAAGACAAGAAGGGAAUGGCCACUUUUUGGCAGGAGGAAAGAAUGAGUGAAGGGAAAGGUUGAAGGAGGGAUGAAGGAAACAAAAAGAGCUAAAUGUGUCUGUUAGAGGAAGGAACUGGCUGUAUGCUGCAUGUGUUUCCAGCUUUCUAAAACAGUCUCUCCACUCGUGCAGCAGCCGCAGACUUCGACACAGAGACUGUCAGACCCCGCCCCCUUUUCCCAAAACCUUGAAUAUCAGUCUACUGUUACUUUUUGUCAUUGCCUGACUGCCGGUGCCGUACGAGUGUGUGUGAUUGGCCUGUGACACCGUACCGAGUGCUCACCGUGUCAGUGGUGGUGUACUGGUGAACUGGUGGUGGUGAUUAACCUUUUUUUUAAUGUCGUGGUCAUAUCCCUGCCUUGCUGACGUCUCGGACGUGACUCAAAUAGGAGAGAAAAUCCUCUCAGCUCCUUUGAGGUUUGUUUGAUUGAGUUUGCCUCGCCUGCAGCGCUGGGCUAUCAGUGUUCGGACUGUUUCAUGGUCAGUCAAAUUCAAUCAAACAUACUUUCAAGAAAAAGGAAAAUAAAGGGAUUUAAGUUACUAUUUGAGCAUGUCCUCUUUGAGUGCUUGUCCGAUGGCGAUGUGGUGUAACUUCCUCACUGUUUCCUGUUUUUUCUGCCUCUUUUUCAGCCUGGUUGGGAAGAAAGAGUCCACUCAGAUGGACGCACCUUCUACAUCGACCACAGUAAGACAACUUUUUCCCUUCAAAUUUGAGUUUCUCCCAAAUUUGAGGUACCCUAUCCAUUACUACACAAACCCAGUUGCAAUAUCAGGCUGUUCUGGCAAGGUGUAUUGCAUAAUGGCCUGUUAGAGGCUGACAGGCUGUUACACAAGAUGGAUUGCCGUCAAGCUCUUUUCACACGUAAAUGAACUUCCUUUGUUUGUGAGUGAGGGUGCAGAGUUUUGCAAGUGCGCCAUCAGUUUAUCUGAAAACAGCAAAGGUUUUCUUUAUUCAGUAGAUAAGUCUUUGUCAGUUACUCUGUGCAUUAAGUGCUCUGUCUGCUUUUUAAUCCAGAUACGAAGAACACGCAGUGGGAAGACCCCCGUCUGCAGAGUCCAGCUAUCACAGGACCUGUGAGUAGUCUCCUCUUACAGACUUAAGUACUUGAAUGAGACUCUGGAUCAACAGCGCUGCGACAUGGAAACUAUAAGUUCCUCUUCUAACAGAGAGGUCCUGUCUCUCACACCGUCAUCAGCUUCAGUCUUACACUGUAGUGUAGCUCUGUGCUGCAAAGAUAAAUCACUUUGUCACUGCAGUUGUCACUUAACAUUCCAGCACUGUCAUGUUACUAUAAGCACCACGGUAAAUAUUGUCCUCCACAGCCCCCAGCUCCACUCCAGGAGGCGUUUUUCUAUUCGAAACAAGAAAUUGAGUUUAUUUACCUUUCCUGUUAGAAUUCCUCCCAAUACAAACAAAUGUGUUGAGAAAGAAACGGACGACUUUUUAAUGUUUUCCUCGUGAUUUUCUCUCUUCAGGCUGUUCCUUACUCCAGAGAGUUCAAGCAGAAGUACGAUUACUUCAGGAAGAAAUUGAAGAAACCGGUAAGGAGUGAUUUUUACAUAACAGCACCAAGAAAAGAGCUAAAUUUGGGCCAAACCUCACAGUUUAUUCAUGCAGAGAAAAGGGGUCCGAUUCACUUCAGCUUUGAUUAGGUCUGAUUGCACCUUAAUCAACUUUCUUCUCACUGUUUUUGCACCGCAUGACACGAGUUUGAUCAUUUUGUUGUCUGUUAAAUAUUCAUCGCAAUCACUUCAUCUUUUUUUUUGUGGCAAACACCUCAGAGGUGUUGAGCUGACACAUUUGAGGUGCCUGCUUUUGUCUUUACACUUGAUUUCUAAAACUGGAUAAAGUUAUGAUUCAAUUUGUUAUGUCUCUUUGGUUUGACCAAAACUGAAGGAAAAAUACCACCGUUCCUUCUUCUUUCUUGAAGCAGUGUCCCUACAGAAUACAAUUCUAAAGUAGCGUUUCUCAGGGGCUGUGAGCUGAGCUGCUGGAUCACUUUUAGCUCAGUGAUAGCUUACAUUUCCUUCUGUAUUGAUUGUUCGCAAGGUUUCUAAUGAGAGCUGAAUUACCCACAGAAGGCGUCUCUUCUCUAAAUCAACCUGAACUGAAGAUUAAAACCAAGUGAUAAACAGAGUUAAGCAGUUUUAUGUUAUAAAUCUGUGCUGCUUUACUACCCUCAGUGGCAUCUCAUGGACUGUGUUUUAAACCCCUAGCGUUUGGGUCUGAGUCCUAGUCACUAGAGAAGAGUUUGAGUCAAACCAGAAUUGAGUCUCUGUUACCUGACUUCAAGUGAAGUCCAGUCUUCCUUGCCGUUAUUGUUUGUUUAUCUUUGGACUAAUGUGAAAUGUUUGUUGACUCCUCCAGGCCGACAUCCCAAACCGGUUUGAAAUGAAGUUACACAGAAAUAACAUCUUUGAAGAGUCCUAUCGUCGCAUCAUGUCACUAAAGAGGCCAGAUGUCCUGAAGGCGAGGCUGUGGAUCGAGUUCGAGUCCGAGAAAGGUCUGGACUACGGGGGUGUGGCCAGAGAGUGGUUCUUCCUCUUGUCCAAGGAGAUGUUCAACCCUUACUACGGCCUGUUUGAAUACUCUGCGACGUAAGUCGGCUGGUUUCUUACAGGAUGUGACAGGGUGAAGUGUUUCCCAAAGCUGUUGUAGAAAAGGAGGUUGUGCUUUAUGUUUGCAGCUGUGAAAAAGUCGUUUUCCUCUCAGAUUUUUGGUGGGCUUUGUUCAGAGUUAUGCGUAAAAGGGCGGGGCCGUCAUAUUGUUUUCCCAUGAGACUUGUAAAAGUUUCCUUCAACUUUGAUUAACCUUUCCUCUCAUUCAAGAAUCCAUCCUGAAAACAAACGUUUCCCACAUACAGCAGGGAUUACGAUAAUUAAAGCACCGUAUGUUUUGUUUCAGCUUUACUGGCACGGCAAGCAAUUAACACAGACUCUGGUUUUUCUUUUAUUUGUGUUUUUAGGGGAAAAAAAUCGAAAUGCGAACCUUGCUUUAAUGAAAGGUUGUCUGGUUUAAUUAAAACUAAAACAAGAUGAAACUUCUGAUGAAAAUAAACCAGACGGAGAUUAUUUUGAUUGAGUUUUGCAUCAUCUUGAAGCCACACUGAUCCUCAGCAGUCAGAUUGUGUGUUUGCUCCUGAGUGCAGAGGGACUCAUGAAAAUUUUACCCUGAACACAACGCCUUUAAAGUCAAACAAUAUCCCCAUUGUGUCAGUGUGAAUCAUGCAGAGCUUUGUUGCCUUUGUACAACACUAAAAAUGAUUAUUUAAAGAAAUCAGUGGAGUUUGCAGCAGAAGCAGCCGAGUCCAUGUAUCGCUGAGUAUCUUCUGAUGAAACAUUUCAGGCAUCAGCUGAUAUCGUUGUCAAAAUUUGUUCUGUUUUAGUUUUUAAAUAAUGUUUCUCAUUAUAACUCUAUAAGGAAAUUUUCACUCAUUCAUAAAUCCUCCUCUACUUUCAGCCAGUCCAUUGAGUAACAUUCUUUAUAUUAGCUUGUAGCUGCAGAUGCCAAAUUACAUCCAUUUUAUCUUUUUGUUGUUUCAUGGCUCUGCGAAAAAAAUGCAACAAAGGAAAAACCAGCCUGUUGCUCCUGACUGCACCUAUGUAUUUUUAAAAAAACAGGAAAAGACACUCCUGAAUGCCUCCUCUUUAAAGUCUUUGUAAUGUCUCUGCAGGGACAACUACACCCUUCAAAUCAAUCCCAACUCUGGUCUGUGCAACGAGGACCACCUCUCCUAUUUCAAGUUCAUCGGGCGAGUAGCAGGGAUGGCCGUGUUUCAUGGAAAACUACUGGAUGGUAAGCUCCCUCGUGUUGAGACUAUUUUAUUUCAUAAACAAGGUGUGAAAAAAUUUGGGUUGUAUGUGUGAUCUUUGGUUUGUCAAGAGCCAAAUGACUAAAGCAAUAUUGGGAUGGGUGUUUGUAUAUUUAUUUUAUUUUAUUUUAGCAAGCGAACACGGUGUUACAGUACAGUGAUGUUUUCUGCUUCCAGGUUUUUUCAUCCGGCCCUUCUACAAAAUGAUGCUUGGAAAACAGAUCUCUCUCAAAGACAUGGAGUCUGUGGUAAGACACGAUUGCUUCUCAAUUCAUCAUGUAGAAGGAUGGUCCUUAAAUCUGAUACUAGUUUUAAUCAUCGUAGAGUUCAUGACACUCAGUUAUAGAUUUUAGUGUUUGUGUGCCACCCCGUGACUUUUUAUUAUCCCUCAUCACCACCCCUGUGAAUAAUUUGAUUAGUAUUGGACACCAGUAAAGAGACAAGAGGUAUCACUUAGUCCAUAAGCGAUGCCAAAUUUAGCACAUUUGAAUUUAUUAUGAUUCUACAUACAAGACUUACCCAAAAAUCUGACAAUCAAAGUUUCAAGACGACUUGAAGUUCAUCUUACCUGGGUUUUAUCUUUACAGGACAGUGAAUAUUACAACUCUCUGAAGUGGAUCCUGGAGAAUGAUCCCACUGAGCUUGACUUGAGGUUUUGCAUCGACGAGGACAACUUUGGACAGGUGUGUGAACUUCAGUCACUUUGACUCUGUCAGAGACUAAAUUUUUAGAGCGGUAAAGCAGUGAAGUGGAGUAUCAAGAGUUCUUUUAUCUUAUUCUUAUCGUUGUGUCUCAGACGUACCAGGUGGACCUGAAACCCAGUGGCUCAGACAUGGUGGUUACCAAUGACAACAAGAAGGAAUACAUCGAGUAAGGACAUUACCAGCAUCAUUUUGUUUUAUGAUUAAUAACAGGCUCAUCAGUUGAUUUAAAAUUCUUAAAUUUUCCUAAAAACUUGUUUUUUUGUUUUCUUUCACAUCUAAACAAUCCUCCUCCUGACAGCCUGGUCAUCCAGUGGAGGUUUGUCAACCGAGUGCAGAAGCAGAUGAACGCCUUCCUGGAGGUAUUAAUGUGCAAUAAUAUAGUCACCACUUGGUGGCACUGUGACCACACACACUUUGUGUUGACAUAUUGUGGUCUCCAGUAGAGGAGUCAAAGUCAGCCUUUACAUCUAAACUCCUCUGAGUAUUUUUUGCUUCCAAAACUGCAGAAUUGUAUGUAUUUUAAUGGGAUAGCCUGUGGUUAUUUAUUGGUUAAUUUAGAAUCAUCAUUAAUGAUGACCAUAUUGACAUCAAUAUAUUGCAACACUUGAAGGUUUUUCAUUUUAAUUUAAUUUGUUUGGUUUCAUUUCUAGGGCUUCACAGAGCUAAUUCUUGUAGAUCUGAUCAAGAUCUUUGAUGAAAAUGAGCUGGAGGUACGGAUUCUUCUUUCCAACAUUUGCACCGCUCAUUUAUAAAACCACAUUUGUGUAGAUUAUACUUCUGUAGAAUGAGACUCAACAUCAGUUUAAUUGCUCUUCUGUUUGUAGCUGCUCAUGUGCGGCCUGGGCGACGUCGACGUCAACGACUGGAGACAACACACUGUUUACAAGAACGGCUACUGCCCAAAUCAUCCUGUCAUUCAGUGGUUCUGGAAGGUACGACCGUGAUACAAACACUCCAACUGAAACAUGCAUGCACACACUCAAGGGCUGAUUUCUGCAGAGGUGUACUGUGUCAAUUAUCGGCCGCGCAUUGCUACACAUCAAACAUUGGUCUCAGUCCUCUUUCCAUCCAUCUAUCCAUCCGCCCAGCCUGCGACCGGUGUGCUGGCCUCGCUUUUGAAGAUCAAAGUCUGUUUGGAAGAACAAGCUUGUUUGCUCUGAUGAAAGGGCCUCAAGUGAUGCCUGCCCCGGUUAUCAUGUGUCUUGACGUUGACACACACACACAAAGCUUUGACACACAGUAACAAGUGCAAAUACACUUGGAUUGCAAAUAAUGCACACAGGCGGUAGUUUUUGUGUUUUUCUCUGUGUGCCCGCAUGUGUGUGUGUGUGUGUGUGUGUGUGUGUGUAUACAUGCCACUGGCUUAAACAGCUUCUUUUUAAUUCCUGCCUUUGCAAUUCUAUGUUUUUAAUAUACAGUUUAACAAAAUCAAAUGCUUUAUUUUGUAAAUAAUGAUAACUGAGAAAUCUGACGUGUGUCUCAUCAGGUCGUCCUGCUGAUGGAUGCUGAAAAGAGGAUCCGACUCCUCCAGUUUGUAACGGGAACAUCACGUGUGCCUAUGAAUGGCUUCGCAGAGCUUUACGGUAAGUCGGCUCACCAGACAGCUUCUACUUUCCUGUGUUUGCACUAGUUUCUUUAACGUCACAUAACAUCUGUUUAAACUGCUGCCCCCUGGGCGUUACGUAACCGUGACACAAAAAUAGUUUUCAUAGAAAAGACUGGUCAAUAGUUGUGGUUCCAAGAAAUUAAUUACUAUCUGCUUUUACAAACUAUACGUGAUCAAAGUCUGGUUUAGUUGUUGUUGUUGUUUUCAUGACCCAAGUUGGUGAUAAAGGAGGUGCAAAUGAGGCUUUUUGUUCUUCAAUAACUAAACAUAUUGAAUUACACUUAGGCUCUAGUUAACACUCUUUUUCUCCUGCAUUUACCAACUCAAAUAAAUUGAUCUUUCGGUUUAAUUUCACUUUUUUUAUUUUGGCAGGUUCUAAUGGACCACAGCUGUUCACAAUCGAGCAGUGGGGGACACCAGACAAGUUACCAAGAGCUCACACAUGGUAUGUCACCACUGACCCACACACACGCACACGCAUAUGCAUGCAUGCAGGAAUAACAGCAGCUCUGUCGCAGCUUUAACGCUGCCAACAUCAGUAUGCCAACAUGUUCACAGUGACAGCUAACACAUUAAUGCUAAGCAGGUGUAGCAUGUACUAUAUCACAAGUUUCAUUUGUUGGCAUGCUAACAUUUCCAUUAACUUUGCAAGAAAUGACAAUGAGAGCUGAGGCUGACGGGAAAGCUGUUUUUCAAAAACAAAAGUUAAGUUACAACCAAGCCAAAGUUCAAACUCUGCAGAUCACCUGAUUUUUCCCUUAGCCUCCACAGCAGGUCAGAUUUAUGACAUUUCAUCCUCUGGAGAGCAUGAUAGCAGAACCAGUGAUGAUGGUAAUUCAUCUGAGCAAAUGACUGUGGAGACAUUUCACUUGAAUCUGCAAAAAUGAACCUCAUGGUACUGCCAGGGGAGCAGUCCAAGCAUCACCAAAGUCAGACUUGUGUAUAUUCAGGGGAACAUGGAUAUCUUUGUAUUUUUUAUAAUAAUACAUCCAGUAUUUGUUGAGAUAGCUUGACUGGGGCCAAAAGUGUCCCAUAGAACAAAAUUGCAUUUAGCUGCAAGCACAAGUCCUAUGUCAAGUUUCUAGAUACCAAGUUCAGUUUUGAUCAUUUGUAACUUUCUUUCUUCCCAGUUUCAACCGUUUGGAUCUCCCCACAUACGACUCGUUUGAGGACCUGAGAGAGAAACUCCUCAUGGCGGUGGAGAACGCACAGGGCUUUGAGGGAGUGGAUUAAAGACGCAUCCAACAAACCAAUACUAAAAAAAAACACAAAGCUACAGGGAUGUCAAACCAGCUGCUGUAGCAGCAGUUCUGUGCAAGCAUGUUGUACUGUAAUGCCUGACUGUAAGCCACCUCCACAGCACGGUGGCUUAAGACUGUACAGCGAUUUGUCGAGCCAACUUGCCUACGUCUCUUUAUCUUUUCAGCAUGGGUAGCUCGCUCCUUAAAAGGUGCUGGGGAAAAAAAAGAGAGAGCAGCCACCGUUGAAUGCUGAAAUCUAUUAUUCACAGGCAUGAGCGACAAAUGAUGAGAGCUGGCCCCGACCUGAACCGCCAUUUCUUUCCCCUCUCCCCCUUGUCCUGUGAAAAUCUACAGUGCUGGAAAACACUAAUGCAUUUCAAUAGCUCCUUUACGUACACUAUAGCACAGUAUUCUGCACCCUUCACCGGGAGGGUCUUAGCAUGGCCUUAAUCUGGCUCCUACAUGCACUAUUUCUCUAAGAAACUGCAAUGGCACUAUGAUCACUACUCUCUCAAAUCCUUAGACCAACACCAGAUUACCUUAGGAAUGCUAGCCAAUCACAUUUCAGGAAAUCGGCCACACCCCUCCGUAGAGCCUGUUGUGUGAUCAGAUAAACCGCCACUGCAGCCUUUUUGUAGAGUAAUGAUUUUGUUAUUUUAGCCACUGGUAAAUAAUUCAAGAAUGGGGGAUGGACUAAUCCCCAAAGAUGAUUUUUACUGUUUUGUCAUCAUGGAAAAGAUUUUUUGUUUUUUUGUUGUUGUUUUUUAAUCAUUGGUAUAAUUCUUGCAGGAAAAUACUUUAAAACGUAUUUGUACUGAUGAACAAUGUUGUUUACUAUUUUGACAAUUCUAUAUGACAUGGUGUGUGAAGUGUAAAUCUGGCUAGUCUGGGAAAUAAUUAAUCCAUAUCAUUUGUUAUGGUGAUAGCAAAUGUGUUGAAUAAAAUGGUUUUUAUUGUAGUGCUAUGAAAGCAGCAUGAAACUGUAUCUUGUGUUUGCUUUGACUACAAACUGUAGUAGUAAUUUGAACGUGUAAUCUGUCUCGGGGGUCGAGAAGGGACAACUAAAACCGGGUUUCUCUGAGAUGUUUGCGUCAUGAUUAUAUUAAUAUUCUCAUGCCUGUUGCUGUUCAUAAUGCUGUAAAUUGUUCAUGAAAAAAAAAUUAAGUUCUUUCAUGAUAUAUAAAUAUAUGUAUGAACUACAUUUAACAGAAGUAUUACUGAUCAAUGACACUAAAAAUGAAGCUGUGUGUGUGAGCGGGUGUUUGAGAGAAAAGCUGUGAUUGCCACUGAAUAUAAAGCAGCACGUUUCUUACAGAGAAAAAAACUUUUCUUUUUUAUGUUUUUGUUUCUCUCUCCUUUUUCUAACACCAUUGAACCUAAAGGGCACUUUAUAGAUCACUCUGAGGUCAUGUCACCUAUUGUAUGUCUUUUGUCAUUAACUUGAAUGUGAUCCUUUCUUUUUUCCACUUGGAGCACUUACCUGGUGCAAUAUAAAUAGUCUGUAAAUCUGGGUUGCUGCUAAAGUAGAAAAAGUUGACAGAAGUGAAGCAUGGACUUCACAUCCUUUAGUAUUCUUUAUUUUUCCUCUGUUUUCUGUAUCCCCCCUCCUCCCCCUUCCAUUUUCUCCCUCCUGUGAUUAUCUCCUUUCUAAUUGAUUCAGUAAAGAUUAGUCCUUUUUUAAGAAGAUUUGUUAUUUUAAUGAAUGACAGAAAAGUAUCUCUUUUGUUAAAGUUCCCACCACUCUUCUGCAACUCUUUGUGGUUCAGUUAACUUCAGUCAAAUAAAAAUGAAACUUCUCA
Xyrichtys novacula (pearly razorfish) is the source of this 52713-nucleotide messenger RNA. NCBI's taxonomy places the organism in Eukaryota, Metazoa, Chordata, Actinopteri, Labriformes, Labridae. The record is from the annotation of a GenBank genome assembly.